Strongylocentrotus purpuratus (purple sea urchin) is the source of this 74641-nucleotide messenger RNA. Its product is annotated as titin. Gene Ontology annotation, biological process: protein phosphorylation. The transcript has 162 exons. Gene Ontology annotation, molecular function: protein binding; ATP binding; protein kinase activity. Bases 87 to 72227 code for a protein of 24046 amino acids. Lineage: Eukaryota; Metazoa; Echinodermata; Echinoidea; Camarodonta; Strongylocentrotidae. The record is from RefSeq and is a predicted model, not a curated record.
UUAACAGAUGUCAAACUCCCUUCCAGAAAGAAAAAACACCAGUUUAUGAGCAAGUUUCAAGGCAAAUUAAGAAACCUGACUAUACCAUGAAGCCAUUAAGCGACCUUCCUGUUCCAGAGCAAGUGCCUUAUGUACAUGAACCACAGUUGAAGCCAGCUGGCAGGAAACCUGUGGAAACUCCUGUGUCCUUUGAGGGUCUGAAGAAAAUCCCCAAGAGAGAGAGCCCUCCUAUAUUAUAUGAGGCACCAUUAUUUCCAGAGGAAGUUGUUCAAGAACAAAGGUCACUGGUCGAACCAUUAGAGAGAAUGCCCCGACCACAACCACCAGCUCAGGUUAAAGAAUCGCCAAUUCCAUCUAGAGAGGUACAGCCUGAAGUUUACAUACCUUUUGAUCAGUUGGAAAAAACUAAAAUCAAGGAGGAUCAAAUAACUCCACAGCAGCUCAGACCAUCACCACAAGCAAGUUUUGAAUCAUUUUCGAAAUUGCCCAAACCCCAAAUUCCAGAAUAUCCAGAGUUUGAAGAAGAGGUACCGUUUGAUGCUCAACCAGAGCAGCAAUAUCCAGUAUCAUUUCCUGAGAGAAAACCCAAACCAGAAGUUGCUGUUAAACCUCGUGCUAAGCAACCAACACAUCCAGGAAGACCACAGGUGAUGGAGGAAUUACAAGAUACUGAGGCUACUGUAGGAGAAGAAACUCAAUUGCAUACAAUCAUCAUAGGUCUACCAAGACCAAGGAUCCAGUGGCUUAGAAAUGGACGUCCCAUUGAUGGAGACCGCUUUGAGACAAUCGUCCAAGAAGAUGGAACAUGCAUACUUGUGAUAAAGAUUGUACUGGAGGAAGAUCAAACAGUCUAUGAAUGUAGAGCCACUAAUCCAUUGGGGACAGUGUCUUCUUUUGGAAAUUUGACAGUGACUACACAGGAGACCACCACAAGAAGAACAGUAACAGAAACUGUCACAACAGAGAUUUAUACUACUGACAGUGAACAAGAGCAGUACUAUCCUCAUAGAACACAAAUAGAAAUUGGUCCUGGUCAUGACAGGCGAACCUUCAUCCCACCAAGGCAGCCACGACCUGUCAGUUCAUCUAUAGAGAUAUCUCCAGAGGAUAGAACAGAGACAAUGACCACAACUACUGUUACAGAAACCAUCACAAGAUAUGACGAUGACACUUUGUCUGAUAUCACAACCCAGAGGUCAGAAUAUGACAUGUAUCCUGAAUACGAACGGCCCUCACAAGAAAUUGAGUUGAUAAUAGAUGGUGUCCGACCCCACCCUCAAAGACAAACUGCAACUGUUCAAGGAAGACCAAGGGGACCAGAGAUCCGUGAGAGGACCACAAUUGACAUUGAUAGGCGAGCUCCUCUUGCACCUGUUGAGUUCAUAAUCGACACAAGGGAAGAUCAGCCACAAGAAGAGUAUGAGACUAUUACAAGAAGGAAGAAGACAACUGUUGUCACAAGAAGGGAUAAUGAAGAAGAUCAGGAACCCAUAGAAAAAUACUCCAUUGAAUAUCCUCAGGAGCCAAGGAGACCAGUCGAUUUCUCAUUUGACCUGCCAACUCCAAGUUCAGUUGAUUACUCGGAAGAAGAAAUUUUGCCAAGAUACAUUGAACCACUCAAGAUAGAUGUAGACAUCCCAGAAACAUAUGAAAUUUGUCGUGGUGUGGAGGAUGUACAGCAGCCAACUCCAAUCGAAGUGCAAUUUGAGCAAGAGCCUGUGGAAGAAAUAACACUAGGGCCUGAGGAGAUAUUGCCAGUAAGACGUGAAAGACAUGAGCCAAUUGAGCUUACAUUUUCUCAGACACCAGUUGAGGAGAUUGAUCUUGGAUCUGAAAAAGUACUACCCCGUAAAGAGCCAAAGCCUAUUGAAUUGACCUUUGAAGGAGCAGAAGUAGAGGAAAUUUCGCUAGGUCCUGAGGAAGUGCUUCCGAAAGUUAAACCUAAGCCCCAGAAGCCUAUUGAAAUGAAAUUUGAUCAUGCUCCUGUGGAGGAAAUCACACUAGGCCCUGAAAGGGUUCCAUCUAAACCAUACAAGAAGCCUGAACCUUUUCAAAUGGAGUACGAAUGUCCUUCCGUCCAAGAUAUCCAGCUUAGAGAGGAACAGGUGAUGCCAAAACCCAAACGUCAACCAAUUGAGCUGACCUUUGCUCACAAAUCCACAGAGGAGAUAUAUCCUGGGGAAGAAGUGACAGCACCUCAACCUGAAAUUCCACUGCAGCCUGAAUUUGAAGAAUUGGUUAUACCAUCUGAAUAUGCUCCAGAUAUACCUACCAAGCAAAAGACAUUCGUGAAGCAGACAAUUGUGCAAGAAGUUCAUCCACAGCCAACCAAGAAACUACCGACUCCUGAAGAGAGAGGCAGGAGUGUCCUUGAAUUAGAAACUCGGCCUCAACCUCGUGAGAUCGAACUCAUUCUAGAUCUUAACCAACCUGACGAUGUCACUAGAACUUACACAGAGACUGUGACUACUGAAACAACCACCGUCACUGAGCAUGAAGAACAACCAAACGUUGAAUAUGAAGAAUUGAUUAUUCCAGGAGAGCCUGAAAGGCCAAGAAAACCAACACAGAAAGCUCAAAAGAAGCAAACAGAGCCAAUAUAUGUUGAGGAAUCUGACCUGUUGCCAGAAGAGUCUAUUCCUGGACAUUCUCCUUUAUCUCCUGAAGAUCUCCCAUUUGCACGUGCAGCUGUCACCAGGAUACCUCCAGAAGUCAUGACAGCUCCUGAUGAUGUUGAAGUUUCAUAUGGAGAUACAGCCAGGUUAGAAUGUCAAAUCACGGGAGAACCACAACCACUUGCCCGUUGGAACAGGGAUGGAACACCAGUGACAGGUAAUAGAUACCUAACACUUGUUGAGAGGGAUGGGCGUGUUGUUCUUGUAAUUAACCCAGUUGAAGAAGUUGAUGACACAGAGUUUGAGUGUGUUGCUACUAAUGCAGAGGGAACUGUGUCAACAUAUGCUGAUGUAUAUGUUCAGGAUAUCCCUACAGAGAAGGUGAAAAGCCGCACAGAAAAACGUCCAAAGAGGACUGAAAAGGUGUCUGUUUCUGUGAAACCCAAGAGAAGAGAAACUGCUGAAAUUGAAAUUGAUCAUGAGGAAGACCGCCCACUUAAGUCAUUCGAGGUAACCGUUGAUGUUCCUAAACCACUCUCUCCAGAAGAUGUUCAACAACGACCCCGUGGCCCAGCUGACGUUCCAGUUCAGCCAAUGCAAAGAUUCAAACCUGACAAACCAGAAUUUGAAGUUCUUGUAAUCCCAAAGCAACCUGAGGAAGAAGAAGAAAGUAUUACUAUAUCAGAGAGUGUCACAACGGUUGUCGAAACUAAAGAGGUUGUUGCUCCACGUGAGACAACACAAAUUUUAAUCGAUCAGAAACAACGACCUCUUGCUCCUAUAGAAUUAACACUUGAUGUGCCUAAGGAGGAAGAGCCAGAGUAUGAGGUGCUAGUUGUACCUGAAGUACCCGAGGAGGAGUCUGUUACAACUGUAACAGAAACUGUAACUACAGUUGUUGAAACUGAAGAAUAUCCUGAUAAACGUGAGACAACAAAAGUACAAAUGGAAACUCAAAGGACGCCACUUGCACCUGUAGAACUUACUUUUGAGGCUCCCAGGCACGAGCAACCAGAAUAUGAAGAAAUCGUCUUUCCAGCUGAGAAGCCUCAUGAACAGCCUGAAUAUGAAGUCUGUGUCAUUCCCCAGGAAAGACAGCCGGAAGAAGAGACUGUCACAACUGUUGAAGAGAUUGUUACAACUGUUGUUGAGACACAAGAGAUUCCAGAGACACAUGAAACCACACAAGUGUUACUCGAAAAGAAGAAAAAACCUCUUGCUCCUAUGGAGUUGACUUUCGAUAUUCCCAAAGAAGAAAAGCCUGAAUAUGAAGUCCUCGUCAUUCCUCAGGAAAGACAGCCGGAAGAAGAAACUGUCACUACUGUUGAAGAGAUUGUUACAACUGUUGUUGAGACACAAGAGAUACCAGAGACGCGUGAAACCACACAAGUGUUACUGGAGAAAGGGAAAAAACCACUUGCACCAGUGGAGUUGACUUUCGAUAUUCCCAGAGAAGAAAAGCCUGAAUAUGAAGUCCUCGUCAUUCCUCAGGAAAGACAGCCGGAAGAAGAAACUGUCACAACUGUUGAAGAGAUUGUUACAACUGUUGUUGAGACACAAGAGAUACCAGAGACGCGUGAAACCACACAAGUGUUACUGGAGAAAGGGAAAAAACCACUUGCACCAGUGGAGUUGACUUUCGAUAUUCCCAGAGAAGAAAAGCCUGAAUAUGAAGUCCUCGUCAUUCCUCAGGAAAGACAGCCGGAAGAAGAAACUGUCACUACUGUUGAAGAGAUUGUUACAACUGUUGUUGAGACACAAGAGAUACCAGAGACGCGUGAAACCACACAAGUGUUACUGGAGAAAGGGAAAAAACCACUUGCACCAGUGGAGUUGACUUUCGAUAUUCCCAAAGAAGAAAAGCCUGAAUAUGAAGUCCUCGUCAUUCCUCAGGAAAGACAGCCGGAAGAAGAAACUGUCACUACUGUUGAAGAAAUUGUGACAACUGUUGUUGAGACACAAGAGAUACCAGAGACGCGUGAAACCACACAAGUGUUACUGGAGAAAGGGAAAAAACCACUUGCACCAGUGGAGUUGACUUUCGAUAUUCCCAAAGAAGAAAAGCCUGAAUAUGAAGUCCUCGUCAUUCCUCAGGAAAGACAGCCGGAAGAAGAAACUGUCACUACUGUUGAAGAAAUUGUGACAACUGUUGUUGAGACACAAGAGAUACCAGAGACACGUGAAACCACACAAGUGUUACUGGAGAAAGGGAAAAAACCACUUGCACCAGUGGAGUUGACUUUCGAUAUUCCCAAAGAAGAAAAGCCCGAAUAUGAAGUCCUCGUCAUUCCUCAGGAAAGACAGCCGGAAGAAGAAACUGUCACUACUGUUGAAGAGAUUGUUACAACUGUUGUUGAGACACAAGAGAUACCAGAGACACGUGAAACCACACAAGUGUUACUGGAGAAAGGGAAAAAACCACUUGCACCAGUGGAGUUGACUUUCGAUAUUCCCAAAGAAGAAAAGCCCGAAUAUGAAGUCCUCGUCAUUCCUCAGGAAAGACAGCCGGAAGAAGAAACUGUCACUACUGUUGAAGAGAUUGUUACAACUGUUGUUGAGACACAAGAGAUACCAGAGACGCGUGAAACCACACAAGUGUUACUGGAGAAAGGGAAAAAACCACUUGCACCAGUGGAGUUGACUUUCGAUAUUCCCAAAGAAGAAAAGCCCGAAUAUGAAGUCCUCGUCAUUCCUCAGGAAAGACAGCCGGAAGAAGAAACUGUCACUACUGUUGAAGAGAUUUUUACAACUGUUGUUGAGACACAAGAGAUACCAGAGACGCGUGAAACCACACAAGUGUUACUGGAGAAAGGGAAAAAACCACUUGCACCAGUGGAGUUGACUUUCGAUAUUCCCAAAGAAGAAAAGCCUGAAUAUGAAGUCCUCGUCAUUCCUCAGGAAAGACAGCCGGAAGAAGAAACUGUCACUACUGUUGAAGAGAUUUUUACAACUGUUGUUGAGACACAAGAGAUACCAGAGACGCGUGAAACCACACAAGUGUUACUGGAGAAAGGGAAAAAACCACUUGCACCAGUGGAGUUGACUUUUGAGGUCCCAAGAACUGAGCAUCCAGAGUUCGAGGAAGAAGUGCCCCAACAACCAGAAUAUGAAGUGGUUGUCAUGCCUAUGGAACAAGAACCAGAAAUGGAAACCAUCACUACUGUUACAGAAACUGUAACAACUGUUGUUGAAACAGAAGACCAGCCAGACUCAAGACAAACAACACAAAUUGAAAUUGACCAACAAAGGCAACCACUUGCUCCUAUUGAACUAACUCUUGAGAUUCCAAAAGAUGAAAAACCAGAAUAUGAAGUAUUAGUGAUGCCUACGGAGCAACCAGAAGAACAACCCGAAUAUGAAAUUCUUGUUCAACCAAUGGAGCAACCAAUAGAUGAAGAAGUCACUACUGUCUCUGAGACUGUUACAACUAUAACUGAAGUAGUCAGAACUGAAGAGGUUCCCGAUGCCAUUGAGACUACUAAGGUUAUUAUUGAUCAAGGUGAACAGCCUCUAGCUCCUGUAGAACUUACUUUUGAGAUUCCAGAGGAAGAAAAACCAAGAAUUGAAGAUGUUCCUGUGCAGCAAGAAUAUGAGGUUUUAGUUAUGCCAAUGGAAGAGGAGGAAAAAACAAUGACUACAGUAGUUACAGAAACGGUGACAACAGUCAUAGAAACAGAGGAAAUACCUGAAGUCAAAGAGACCAGUGAGAUGUUUAUUGACCAGAAACAGCCUCUUGGUCAAGUGGAAUUAACACUUGAAUUGUCUCCAGGUGAACAGCCAGAAAUUGGAGUUGUGCAGCCAUUUACAGAAGAAACUGUGGAAACUCUUUCUGAAGAUGUUCCAGACAGAGUAGAAGCUGUUCCGCAAGAGGAGGCAGGUGUACAAGUUGUUGUCACACAAGAACCACCCCAGGUUAUCAGACCUCUUGAAGAUAUUGUCACAGAUGUUGGUGAGACUGUGCGCUUAACAUCGCAAAUAGUAGGUCAUCCUCAGCCUGACAUCCAGUGGCUUAAACAUGGCAAACCUGUCACAGGAGAGAGAUUUGUAACCCUGAUUGAAAGAGACGGCAAUACUGUCCUACUAAUUUCACCAGUCAAGAAGGAGGAUGAAACAGAUUUUGAGUGCAUUGGUAUUAAUGAGGAAGGAACAGUUUCAACAAGAGCUGAAAUAUACCUGGGUCCAAAGAAACCACGUGAUAAGCCUACUGAAAAGCCUGUAAAGAAACCAGAACCACAGAAGAAAAAGCCAGUUGAGCAGCUUCCUAUCACUGAAGAGGUUCCGAUCCCACAAAAAGUAGAGCAGGAGCAACCAAGAGGGCCUGUGGACUUACCAGAAAAGCCUAAACAUCCUAUCACUGAAGAGGUUCCAAUGCCACAAAAAGUCAAGCAGGAGCGUCCAAGAGGGCCUGCAGACUUACCAGAAGAGCCUGAAUAUGAAGAAGUUGUUGCCAUCAGUGAAGAAAUGGUCUCUGCUGAGAUCCUAUUAAUGGCUGGUGAAGAGCCAGAAUAUGAGGAGGAAAUUGUGAUGCCAGAAGAGGAAGUGACUGAAAUUGAAAUAACUACUCGUGAAGUUACUGAUGUAGUUAUUGAGAAGAAACCUGAGGGUGUUCAGAUCGAAUUUGAGUUGCCUCAAGAAAAACCAGAAGAAACCUCUUCAACAACCGUCACACAGACUGUAACUAUGACUAUAGAACAAGAAGACAAAGGCCCGCAGAGAGCUGAGGUCGUGAUCGACCAAGAGCAACAGCCCUUGCAGCCGAUCGAACUCGUAUUAGAUGUAAGGGAAGAAGAAAUGCCACAGAUGCCAGAGUAUGAGGAACUAGUCAUACCUAGUGAGGAAAUGCCAGAAAAAACAGAGAGAACUGAAAUAGUGAUUGACAAAGAGGAGGAUGAGCAAAGGCCAAUCGAAAUUGUCUUUGAGGCUCCCCAGCAGACACAGGUAACAGAAGAAGUCUCAACCACUGUGACAGAAACAAUAUCAGAAGUUGUUGAAACGAGAAAAGACUUCGCCCCUAAACCAACUGAGGUUGUGAUGGAAAUUGAGGUUCCACGUGAACCUGAGGAACCAAGAGAAACUACUACUGUGAUUAUGGAAAAGGGACCAGAAGAACUGCAAGGUGUAGAGUUCAUUCUUGAUAUCUCCGAAGAACCAGAGAAACCUAAUGACAAAACAUUCAUUGAGAUCAUUCGCCAUGUCACUGAUAUCGAGGUGGAGAUUGGCAAUCGAGCUCACUUCACUUGCUUUAUAUUGGGAAACCCAAGGCCCACUUUCCAGUGGUCUGCCAAUGGAAGGCCACUCCAAGGUGACCGGUUCAUCUCCAUCUUCAAUUUAGAUGGAAUCUGUGAGCUGAUCAUCACUGAGGUACAGGAGGAAGAUGAGACUGUGUAUGUGUGCCGUGCUGAGAAUCCUGCCGGCGUUGUCACCACUGAGGCAGAACUUAUUAUUCCUGGUACAGAAGGCCCUCAGGAGUUUGCACCAGUUGAAAUUACCCUGGAGAAGUCUCCAGAAUCCUUUGAGGAGAUCACCACAAAGAAAACCACUACGAUUACCACCAAGAUCACUGAAAUACCAGAGGAUAUCGAAGUGCAGAUCAAAGACACUGCCACCAAGAUAACCGAGGAGAUCAUCCGCCAAGUGACCACGGAGCACAAGCAGGGUCCAGUAGUGGUCCAGGAGCUGGUGUCUCAGGAGGCGUCUCCGGGUGGGAUCGUUUACCUGGAGUGCAGGUUCACAGGCACCCCACAGCCAACCUUCAAGUGGUACCAUAAUGGGGAGGGCCUCAAGGGGGAGAGGUAUGUGGUGAUUAACUACAAUGAUGGGGUGAGUCAGCUCUGCAUUACUGAGGUUACCAAAGACGAUCAUGGUACCUUUGUGUGUGAGGCUACUAACCCACUCGGUAAUGCCACGACUGUUGCCGAGAUCCGUGUCUACGGUACCGACGAGCUACCCAAACCAGGAGAGAAGGCUGAAAUAAUUCUGCAAGUUGAACAAGAAGCUCCAAAGGACAUCGAGAUCAUCAUAUCUCCUCCAGAGUUUGUCCAGCCAAUCGUUGACAUUGAAGUUGCCGAGGGUGAUGAUGUGAGAUUCAAGGCCCAGGUCACUGGGUCACAGCCAAUCACUAUCACAUGGUACCAAGAAACAAAGCCCAUACAGGAAUCUCCCGAGUUCAAGGUUGCAUUUGAUGGCAAGACAUGUACCCUUGAGGUACCUGAGGUCUUACCUGAAGAUGCUGGGAAGUAUACCUGCAAGGCAGCCAAUCCCGCAGGAGAAGUCACCAGUACUGCAGUUCUUACUGUCAAAGAUAAGGGACCACAAAGAAUGCCCCUUGAUGAAUCAAUGAGGAAAGACUUGACAUAUCCGUUAGAGCAGAGUAUACCUUCUUUAAGCCCAUACCAACAUGGUGAUUACACAAGCUCAUCCAGUGAUGCUGAGUCAGUUAAAGAGCCAACAGAUAAAUUUGGCAUAGAUGAAAUAUUGGAAAAUGCUGUUCCUGGGUUUAUAUCAGAGGAAGAGGAAGAUGAUGAGAACAAAACAAAUGGUCCUAAUAGACUGCAACCUGAAAAAGGUGAUGGUUUACGGAUGGAUACAGGAUUGAGCCCAGGCACAUCAGAUGUAGAAGAUUCUGACAAAGAAUCAACAACAUCAGGCGAAUAUGACAUGGCAUCUCCAUCCGUGCUCACCCAUGAAUACUUUCACAUUGAUCCAAAACCUGGCAACCAGAGCCUUGCCCCAAUCAUUGAAGACACAGAGCAAAACAAUAAUAAUGAGAUUCAAACAAGCUCUGACCUUGAGAACAACAAAGAAAAUAAACCAGUCCCAUUAGAAGAGAAUAUGGUAAAGGAAACUCUGAAACCAACAGAGAAAGCUUUUCGUCCAUCCUUUGAAGAUCUUGAGCACAGUCAGCUAAAAUCAGAAGAUGAAGCUGAGCAAAAAGAACCACCAGAACACGCAUCUAAAUCACCAGAUAGUAAAACCAGCACAGACGAAGUAGAACACAUAGAUGCCACAUCUGAUUCUGUAUCCAAAUUAUCAGAUAGUUAUACCAGCACAGAUGAAGCAGAAAGUUCCAGAGAUGGCAGUGAUGAUGAUACAAGUUUGCCUGAGAGAAAUGGCCAAGAACAGACUGUAUUAGAGGGACUAUCUACUGCAACCGGGAAUCUGUUGCUUGAUGUAAUCUCUACAGAAGGCCAGCAUUCUUCUUGUGACGAGGACUACGAGGAUGAGGAAGAUGAUGUCUUCUUGGAAGAAAAAAGGAAGGCAUCCAUACAACAAGAUUCAGAAGACGAUGAAGAGAAUGACUACAUUGAGUUGUCUCACAAAGACUCUGUUGUUGAAAGUGAUUAUGAGCUUCUCCUUUCGACUGGAAGCCUCUCUUGUGAACCAGAGAAGAAAGAGAAGAAGUCGUCCUCAUCCAGUGAUGAUGAUGACUACACAGACCUAGUGAAGGAAGUAGUGACUGGACCAUCCCCUACCAAAGCAAUAGCAUAUUCUGAAUUUCUCCAACAAGCAAAGAAGAUGCUGGAAGAGGACGAAUCACAUGAAGACACACAAUCAGAAUCAGACAUCAAGAGCGAUGUGCAGAAAACAGAUGGGAAUACUUCCCCGUCGGCUCUCAGCCCCAAAGAAGAUUGGCAAUCUUUCACUCUCUCACUGGAAGCUAAACACAAACUGGGUGUGGUUCAGAUUACCAGAAAAGAAGAGGUUGUAGUGUAUGAGCAGGUUCUUGAAUGGCGGGAACCUCGCAAAAGUUCUGAUAUUGUACUUCCAAAUCAAGCAGACAUUCCAAAGUUGAGAGAUGAGGAAAAUGACAAGAUACCAGACUAUCAGAAGUAUGAGACACCGGAGGAAGAGAAGAAAAGUGAAUAUGUAGAAGACACCUUUGUCCAUCCAGUAUCUCCACGUAGAACUUUGCCAGAUCUUUCAUCUUCAGAUGAUGAAUCCAUUCAGUAUGCUGAAAUCUUACCAAACAGUUUACUGCCAAGAAAAUCUCUUAAUGUUGCUUUGUCUAGCAAAGGACAAGAAGAUGGAUCAGAAGGUCAAUCAAAAGACUCAGGUGAUGGAUCUUCCUCCGAUGAAUCUAUUAAAGUAGAGCAGGGGAAUAUAGACUCAAUUGCACUUCAGUUCACAGAGAAACAAAGAAUUAAGUCUCAAUCUUCUUCAGAAUCGGAUGGAUCAACACUAGACAGAUCUGAUGAGGAUGAGGAUGAUGAUUAUGAUGAUGAUCAUGAUCAUUCAGGCAAAGAAUUGGAGGAGGAAGCCAUAAGUCCAAGGAAUGAUUUUACAGUGGAGGCAUCACUACCAAGAGAAGCAAGACAGACACAAGAUUCAAGUAGUACAGAUGAGAGAGAGGAACCUGGUAGCCCUCAUUCUGACUUAAAGCCAGCAGAUCUAUUUCUUUCUGAAAUUGUUAUUCCUGUAGAUGGAGCGCCUCUUGAAAAAUCAUUUGUGUUUCAUUUGAGAGACCAUGAAUAUGGAAUAGAUGAAGGAGAACCUGAGGACAGUGAUCUGGACAUCAGUGAAGGUCAAGAGUCAAGUAUCUCCUUAGCAGAGAGAGUUGUAGUAAUAGAUCUGGGCUCAGAUCUCGAACACCUUUCUCCUACACUGCAUCAGAGUGAUGAUGACACAACUGCAGAAGAAUGUAGCCUUGGAGUGGUAUCUGUGGCAGACACACUGUACCAAACUGUUGAACUCUCUAUUCCUAUCCCCAAAAGAGAUCAUAGUGAAGAUACAGAUGAUGAUGAAGAUUGGGAAGACAUUCCUCGAUAUAAAACAAGUGUGGAAUUACCUUCGCCCUCCAACGAAGAGUAUUUUCUACCUAUCGAAGUGACACCAAGCAAAGUUCAAUCCAUCCACAGUUACCUAGAAUGGACCGAACCAAGGGAACCUUUGCAUUCACCAGUUUCUUCAGAAAGUAAAAGUUUCACUGAGAGUGACCUAGAGCAAGUUCUAGAUGAAUGUGUAUCUACUUCUGAUCAACUUGACACCGAGUCUGAAAAGGAACCAGUGAUGUUUGAGGAAUUUCUUUCAUUACGGCGAGAGGAAUACACUUUUUCAAUGCCCCCAAAAGUAAUGCAGAGCGUUGAUCUGGAAAUUAAUGUACAUGAUGUUAUGAGUGAUGGUGAUCAUUCAAAAGACACCGAUACAGAGAAAGAAACUGUCGAAAGUGAUAAUGAAGAAAAUAAUCAGGCUGCAACACAAUUUAAAGAAUCUGAUCCAACUGAAAUGUUCGUCUCUGCAGAUGACUUUCCUGUAGAGGAAAUGUCAGUUUUAGGUGAACAAUCGAGUAGUUCAAGUGGUUCUUCAUCUCCUGUUAUGCUUGAACUGAAGAUGCCUUCAAGCCACCCUGAUCCUGACAAUCCAGAAACAAACUUUGUCAAAGUCAGAGUGCAGGAAAGCCAAGAAUCUCUAACACCAGCAGAACCACUAGAUGAAUCUUCCCCCAAAAUGGAAGAUACAAUCUCCCUUACUCCCUCACAAUUACCUGACACUAUGUCCAAGCCUGAUGCUGCCCCCAAAUCUCAACUUUUCACUAAAACCCCUGAGACAAAUUGUCCUGGCGCUUUGGAAGACAAUUCUAAGCAGGACUUAAAACAGGAAUCCUCAAGUGCAGGUGAAAGUGUUUUUGAUAGCCAGCCUGAUGGUGAUGAUGCACCCUUGCAUGCUGAUGAUGAUCUUGUAGACUCUGUACUUCUUGACAAGUCAUCUCCUCAGAGCCCAGGAAGCCAGGAAUUUCUAACCCCACAAAAACCACUGGAUGGAUCUUCCCCCAAAAUGGAAAAUACGUCCAAGCCUGAUUACACCCCCCAAUCUCAACCUAUCACUGAAACCCCUGAGACAAGUUGUCCUACAGAUUUGGAACAUAAUCCUAAGCAGGACUUAACACAGGAAUCCUCAAGUAUAGGUGGAAAUUCUUUUGAUAGCCAGCCUGAUGGUGAUGACGCACCCUUGCAUGCUGAUGAUGAUCUUGUAGACUCUGUACUUCUUGACAAGUCAUCUCCUCAGAGCCAAGAGAGCCAGAAAUCUCUAACACCAGCGAAACCACUGGAUGAAUCUUCCCCCAAAAUGGAAGAUUCAAUAUCCCUUACUCCCUCACAAUUACCCGUCACUAUGUCCAAGCCGGAUUCUGCGCCCCAAUCUCAACUUAUCACUGAAACCCCUGAGACAAGUUGUCCUGGUGAAUUGGAAGACAAUCCUAAGCAGGACUUAAAACAGGAAUCCUCAAGUAUAGGUGGAAAUUCUUUUGAUAGCCAGCCUGAUGGUGAUGACUCACCCUUGCAUGCUGCUGAUGAUCUGGUAGACUCUGUACCUCUUGACAGGAGCCAGGAAUCUCUAACACCAGCGAAACUACUGGAUGAAUCUUCCCCCAAAAUGGAAGAUACAAUCUCCCUUACUCCCAAAAUGGAAGAUACAAUCUCCCUUACUCCCUCACAAAUACCCGUCACUAUGUCCAAGCCUGAUUUUGAUGGUGACGAUGCAAGUUGUCCUGGUGCUUUGGAAGACAAUCCUAAGCAGGACUUCACACAGGAAUCCUCAAGUAUAGGUGGAAAUUCUUUUGAUAGCCAGCCUGAUAGUGAUGACUCACCCUUGCAUGCUGCUGAUGAUCUUGUAGACUCUGUACUUCUUGACAGGAGCCAGGAAUCUCUAACACCAGUGAAACCACUGGAUGAAUCUUCCCCAAAAAUGGAAGAUACAAUCUCCCUUACUCCCUCACAAUUACCUGUCACUAUGUCCAAGCCUGAUUCUGCCCCCCAAUCGCAACUUAUCACUGAAAUCCCUGAGACAAGUUGUCCUGGGGCUUUGGAACACAUUCCUAAGCCAGACUUAAAAAAGGAACCCUCAAGUAUAGGUGGAAAUGUUUUUGAUAGCCAGUCUGAUGGUGACGAUGCACCCUUGCAUGCUGUCGAUGAUCUUGUAGACUCUGUACUUCCUGAAGAACAGGAGUUGCAUGGUUGUUUGUCAAAAGCUUUCCCAUCGUCACCGGGAGAGAAGGGAGAUGAAGAGAAACCGGUGGAGGAUGUAUCCAGACCCAGGGAGGAGAAGAAACCAGAAACCAAGCAGCUCAAACCGGAGGUUGAGGAGAAGACUGAAAACCUCACCCAGGAGAUCUUGGUUGAGAAGACACCAAAGGAAAUCAUGGCAGAGGAGCUAGAGGCAGCCGCAAGAGGUGAACAGCCAGAACUGAUGCCUCCCAAGUUCAUCAAACCCAUCGAAACGGUCGUCGCCGGUGAUGGCGAUGCAGUCAAGUUUACUGCCACGCUGACUGGCAAGCCACGCCCUGAUGUCACAUGGUACGUCGAUGACACCCAGAUCAAGGACGAACCCGAGUACGAGGUCGCUUUCACCGAUGACGGCACCGCUUCAUUGACCUUGCCGGAAGUCAUCCCUGAAGAUGAGGGGAUGUACCUCUGCAAAGCUGUCAAUGUGGUUGGACAAGCUACUUGCAGUGCAGAGCUAUUUGUUGAAGAAUCUAAGCCGACUGAAGACAAACCCAUCACUUUGGAAAGACACACUGAGACUCGUGGGAAAUCCACGGUGAGCAUGGAGAUAGAUGAUACUCGUGAGCCCCGGAAGAUUGAACUUGAGUUCAAGAAGCCGGAGGAUCAGGAGAUAUCUAUCACCAUGGUAGCGCCGCAGUUUACCCAAACGAUUGUCUCGGUGAUCAUCAAGGAUGGACAGCCAGCCACGUUCAGGGCGGUAGUCACCGGCAAGCCAACACCGGAUAUCCUGUGGUUCAGGAGCGGUGCAGAGAUUGUCCCGGAAGAGUGUCCGGAGUUCACCAUCACCUUUGAUACCGGUGGGGUGUGCACCCUGACCCUUGAGGAAGCCUUCCCUGAGGACUCUGGUCCAUUUGAGUGCAGGGCCAUCAACCCAGCUGGUCAGGCCACCUGCAUGGCCAAGCUGGUUGUCGUAGAGGAGAGUUCUACCGAGGUAGACACGGAGGUUGAGAUUGCUACAUCUCAAAAGGUCAUCACUGUGACGAAAGAGGUCGAGCAGACGACAGUCAUUAAAGAAGAGGAGAUUCAAGAAGAGAUGCCAAUUGCUGAAGUGAAAAUUGAAGGCCUUGAAUCUGUCAUGGUGAUUGAACCUACUGAACCUGAGACAUUCAUCGCCAUCGGUAACUACCUCGCUGAAUCUGACGAAGUGAUGUCCAUGCGUGAGGGUGAGCAGCUCACUAUCCUGGACGAUGGGCAUGGUGAGUGGUGGAUGGCCCGCCGUGAGAGGACUGGUGAGGAGGGAUGGGUGCCCAAGGGUUACCUAGCAACCGCUGACCAGUAUGACGAGCAUCUCCGCCAGCAGCUGGAAGAAGUGGUGAAGGAGAUGUCCAUUGAUGAGCUUAUGCCUCCUUCUGAUGCAGAAACACCAUUCAAGGGCAUGGCCAUCGCCCCAGAGAUCAUCGAGCCUCUACAGACAACCAAAGUCAAAGAUGGAAAACCAGUCACCCUCCGGUGCCGCAUCAAGGGCACACCGAUGCCCACCUUGGCUUGGUUCCGUCAGAGCACCCAGAUCCCAGCGACGGAGGAGUUCAAGAUAGCUACCGACGGCGACAUCGCCACGCUGACCAUCGAGGAAGUCUACCCCGAGGAUUCUGGGAAGUAUACCUGCGUUGCCAAGAACCAGGCCGGUACAUCAUCGACCAGUGCCGAGCUGCUUGUUGAAGUUGCUCUUUCUGAUGCAGAGAGUGAUGGAACACCAAGCCGCAAGAGUCUAUCAAGGGAGUCAACCAUUGAAGAAGGUGAAGGAAUCAAACCUGCCUUCAUGACGGUCGCCAAGAGCCAGGUGGUCAGCGCCGGCAGGGAGAAAGUCACUUUUGAGUUCCGCCUCAUUGCCGCACCCAGACCUCAGAUCCAAUGGUUCAAAGACGACCAACCGCUAGAGGAGACGCCACGUCGUCGCAUGAGCAUGUACGCCGAUGUCCAUCUGUACAUUCUGACCCUGGAACUGACCGACAUUGAGCCGGACGAUGAAGGGAAGUACCGUAUCGUAGCAACCAACAAGGAGGGCAAGGCAAUGGCAUCUGUAUCUCUGGAGGUUACACAAGUAGACAACACCUCUGUUCCCGUCACAGGUUUUGUAGUGUCGAUGUCGUCACCCAUGUCGACCCCCGCUGGCGACCGUGGGGGCUGGCACGUACACAAGAUUCGUACUUGGUCCGGCUCCCCCAUCACCAUCUCCAUCCCUUCCUUUAUGCAUGCCUGCAACCGCCCCUCUGACUUUUGCAUGCACAAUGAUGCCAUAUAUCCGACAAUGCACGAAGAUGAUGAUGAAAACUCAUCAGAAGUUGACCAUAUUGAUUCAGGGAAAGAACCCGAGCCGCCAAAGUUCAUUGAACCCAUCCAAACGGCAACGGUCACCCAGGGCGACAUGGCCCGGUUCGAGUGCGUAGUGACUGGGCGCCCCAUGCCCGAGAUCACUUGGUUCCACGGCGAGAAGAUGAUCAAGCCAUCCGAUCUGAUCGAGAUUGGUCAGGACAAAGAAGGGAGGAAUUGGGUGGUGGUCCGCAAGGCCACGCCCGAAAUCCUAGGUACCUUCACUUGCUGGGCUGAGAAUCAGGUCGGACGCACCAUGUGUGGUGCCGAGCUGACUCUAAUGUCUGAACCAGAAGAGAGCUCCAUUGUCUCUGUCGACAGUAGCGCCAUUGUCGAGGGUCCACAGAGCCGUGACCUAGUCAGCGUCGACUUCGAAGGUGUGGACGACCUCGAUGAAGAAGGUGUUCCUCCAUCUUUUGUCAUGCCUGUCCAGGAUGUGGAGGUUAAACCAGGAGAAACUGCUCAUUUGAGAGUCAAAGUCGCUGGCAAACCUACUCCAGAAGUCACCUGGUACCGUGAUGGCAAGGUUCUUCAGCCUAGCCCUCGCCACACCAUCAUGUCCGACACCGAAGGCAACGCGUCUCUUGUCAUCUCAGAGACCAUGCCCGGUGACGAUGCUGAUUACCUCUGCAAGGCUGUCAAUCCGUUUGGCAUCGUAUCUUGCCGUGCUGAUGUCAUUGUAGAUGAAGAACCAUCUGAAGUGAAGAAGGAAAAGCCAGCCAUCUUGGUCCAGGCAGAAGCCCAACCCCAGGGCCCUGUAGAGGUUACCCUAGAGGUCCGGGGCAAGGAUCUAGAGAUUGCUAGCAUCAGUGAGGCUCCCUCUAUCACCUCUGAGGAGGCCUUUGAAACAGAUGUGGAGGAGAAGGAGUUGGAUGAGGCUGAAGGUGCUGAGCCUGAAGGCUGGUUCCAAGAUGACGUCCAGAUUGAGAUCCAACUAGAGGACCUUGGGAAACACCCCGAGGAGGUGAUCAUGGAAGUCACUAAGAAGAUGGAGGAGAAAUCUGUGAGGCAAGAGGUUGUGAUGCAAGUCGAGGUCACACCUACCAGGGAGGAGGUCACCCUAGCUCCCACAGAGGUGCCUGAACAGAAAGCUCCAGUCUUCACACAGCCAUUGACGACAGCGGAACUCAAGAAAGGCGAGACGACCGAGAUCACCUGCAAGGUUGAGGGUCAACCCAGACCAGAGGUCCAGUGGUUUGUGGACGAUAAAGCCAUCGAGCCGGACACUCACUACCAGACCGAACACAGGCCGGACGGAGUGUGUGUGCUGACCAUCCACGAUGUGGAGAGUAUGGACGAGGGUCAGUACGUGGUCCGAGCAAUCAAUCCAGUUGGAGUCGCCUCUACGGAGUCUGAACUGUUUGUGGAAGUACCAGGCAAGAUGGCUCCAGUGAAGGUUGAAGCUAAGGCCACCCUGGAGGUUGAGAAACCUCUUGAGACAAUUUCCAAGCAGGAAGCAGCCGUUGUUGAGGAACAAGUCGUACCAAUGGACAAGAAACCAACAGAAGCUGCACCAGAGGUCAUGCCUCAGUUCCAAUUAGAGCCCACUCAAAGAGAAAUCGCUGAAGUGUAUGAAGCACCUAAGUUUGUUGAGGACAUGGUGGACUUGGAAAUCAUCAAGGGCCAUCCUGCCAGGUUCGAUGUCCAGGUCAGCGGCAUCCCCAUGCCUAUACUGCACUGGUAUCGCAAUGGCAAAGAGAUCAAGCCAGAUGACCAGCAUGUGAAGUUCGAGUUCGCAGAGGAUGAAGGAAUCGGUUCCUUGAUCAUCGAUGAAGUCAGGGCUAAUGACGAUGCAGAAUAUGCCUGCAAGGCUUCGAACAAAGCAGGAUCCGCUGUGUCUAAAGCAGAUCUGUUCCUCCAGGCAGCUCACAAAAAGCGACCGGAGAAGCACCCACCAAAAUUCAUCAUCGAUAUGAAAUCACUUACAGCAGUAGAGGGCGAUAGCAUCAACUUCUUCUGCAAAGUCGUGGGCAGACCUAUGCCAGAGAUUAAGUGGUACAAGAAUGGUGUGGAGCUUAAACUUGGACCUCGCAUUUCUAUCGAUUACGAUGAGCAGGGAAUGUGCACUCUCCUCAUCCGCAACACCACCAUGGAAGACGUUGCUACCUUCACGUGCAAGGCUGUAAACGAGAUCGGCGAGGCAACGACAACGGCAGAACUGAUCUUGGAAGUCCCUGCCCGAAUCACGGACGGUCCCAAGAAUGUGUCGGUCAAACGCGGUGACUCUGUCACCGUUGACAUCCACAUUGUUGGGUUCCCUCAGCCUGCCGUUACUUGGUACAAAAACUCUGUCGUCGUGGAAGCCACCGAAAGAAUCACCAAGGAAACGACACGAGAAACGUCCCAGCUGGUCAUCUCUAAGGCCACAAUGGAAGACGCUGGCAACUAUGUGGUGGUUGUCGAGAACGAGCUGGCUCGAGAUGAACUCCAAAUCAGCAUUACAGUCAUAGACAUACCAGCCAAACCCCAGAAGCUGGAACCCACCCAGGUGACACCAACCUCCACCACCAUCACAUGGCAGACCCCAGUGAUGGAGGAGGAAGGCCAAGAGGUGUCCUCCUACGUUGUUGAGAUGCUAGACAGCGCCACCAAGUCAUGGCAGAGGAUAGCCGAGACCCUCAAGGCACCGGUCUUCACCAUCGCUGACCUGACGCCUGGUGAGGAAUACGCCUUCAGAGUCAGUGCCUCCAACCAGUUUGGUGUCGGUGAGCCCACCGAGAAGGUGUCGGUUCAUCUUCCAAUGGAAAAGGAGCUUGAAGAUGCACCCAGGGAGGUGGCAGAGGACACGCUGACCCUACAAACCAAGGCCAUGAUUCCAGAAGAGACCACUCAAGCUGCUGAAGAGGUAGCAACAGUUGAAGCUGUGGAGGUUGGCAAGACAGAAGUUCCAACUGAGAAAGCCCUACCUGAAGAAUUUCCUGAAGUGACCGUCGAAAUUCCUGCAGCAGAUGCACCUGAGGUGCCUGAAUUACUUCCUGAGGAAGCAAAACCGGACAAGGCAGAGAAGCGCCCUCAGAAUAUCCCACCAGCUGCUGAGGUUCCAGUGGAAGCUCCCAUACCUGAAGAUAACCCUGAUGAUGAAGACAGGCCUGAAGAAGAACCUAUCUCGGUUACCAUCGAUGAAGGUCCUUCUGAAAGUGCACAAUUUGAUUCCGACGAUGAUGAUGAUGAUGAAGAGGAAGAAGAACUUACAGAGGAAGAUCUAGAAGAAGAGCCAAUAGUGGAACCAGAAUUGCCUCAUGACGAAGGCAAAGAGCCUGAGCCUGAGCCUGAGAAGAAAGAGAAAAAGAAAAAGAAAAAGAAGAAGAAGAAGGAUAAGGAACCUAAAUUGAAAGUACAGGUGCGAGAACUGGAGCAGCCUGAUGUGGAAUAUAAAAGACGUGUCUUCCUUGACACAGUGGAGGAAGAGGACGAAGAAGUAAAGUCUCCCAAGGGUAGGGCUAGAGCCAUCCUUAGGAAGAAGAAGCCUAUUAUAGAUGAAACUGCAGUCAUCGAUGUCGAGAAGGCGCCCCAGGCUCCAAAGGAUCAGGAAGCAACUAUUCUAGUGACCAAGAAGCCAACAGAAGUUGCUCUCUCGGCUCAAGAAGCUCCAGAAGACAUCACUGAUAUCGGUAUCUCUGCAAUCACACCCGACUCCAAAGAUGUUCUUGUUGAAAAGGCCGUUCCUGACGAGAAACCUGUUGUAACCAUUGCAGAAGCCAAACCACAAGUUACGGAGCCAAGGGAAACUGCGGAGAUUGUCCUUCCUAUAGAUGUACAAUCUGAAAAGGCCGAGGCAGUCCUCAGAGUUGGCAAACCACAGGAAGCAGAAGAGAUGCAGGAAAUGCACAUAGAGGUGGGAGUUGAGAAGGUGAAACCUGAGGAGGCUGUUACCCUGGAGAUGCCAUUGGAGAAGGCAGAAGUUAGAGAAGCAGCCCCUGUCAUUGUGGACAAAUUGAAAGACCAGACGGUAAAGACAGGAGCUCCUAUCCUACUUACAUGCAAAGUAGCUGGUGAACCUGUACCGGACGUUGAGUGGUAUAAGGAAGGCAAGUUACUGGAGCCCACACCGACACAGACACAGACUUAUGCAGCUGGGGUUGCCACUCUUGAAAUCCUACAAGCCAAGCCCGCUGACCAGGGCAAAUAUGAAUGCAUGGCGGUCAGUGACGUCGGAGAGGACACCUCAUCUGCCCAAGUGACCGUCAAGAUUGAGAAACCCAAGCCAACCAAGCCAUCCUUUUCGGAGACUACCAUCACGAUUGAAGUGACAGAGGGCGAGGAUGCGACCUUCAAGUUCACAAUCGAGGGAUUCCCUUGCCCGACCCUGACCUGGAAUAAAGGUUGGAAAGCCGUUAAACCCAGUGCCCAGUACAUCAUUGAAUCAGAUGAAACCUCCGGAGAGACAAUCUUCACCAUCACAUCCGCCAAGAUGACCGAUGCUGGCAAGUACGUCUGCAAACUGACCAACCCUCAUGGGGAGGCAAAGCUGACCGUUACCCUAGUGGUCAAGGAGAAACCUAAGGAAGAGCCGGAAGCGACACAGCCCAAACUUAAAAAACCACAACCUGAGGAGAAAAAGCCCGAAGUCGUCGAAUCCAAGGUGGAUAUCGAAAUCUACGAGCUACUCAAGGAUGAGGAGCCGAAGAACUACGAGAAGGUCCUUCGAAAGCACGGCAUCAUCGACUUCAAGAUCAUCCGCAAGCAUGUUGAGAUGGUGAAGACAAAGAAAGUUGAGGAAGAAGAGAGGCAUAGAGUCGAGGUCGAGUUGCAGGACAAAACUGAUAUUGAAAAGAUACAUCAAGUCUCCCUUGAAAUCCAAAUGCCUGAAAAGAAGAAACCUAUGACUACAGAAGAACAGGAGGAAGAAGAAAUCUUCGAGCUUCUCAAGAAUGUAGAACCUGUGGAAUAUGAAAAGGUUCUACGCAAAAAAGGCAUCAUCCAAUACAAGGUUAUUAGGCAACACAUUGAAACGGUUACAAAACGCAUAGCCGAAGAGGCAGUCUUGGCAGAGAUGGAACAAGUAACAGUACAGCCAACCGAGGUUGUAUCUGAAGAAACGGCAAUAACCAUUGAUGGUGUGAAACCGGAAGAAGUUUCACCAACAGAAAUCACUCUCCAAAUUGCUCCCACUAAACCGGAGGAACAAAUGCCUACUGAAGUCUCCCUUGAAAUCCAAAUGCCUAAAAAGAAGAAACCUAUGACUAAAGAAGAAGAGGAGCAAGAAGAAAUCUUCGAGCUUCUCAAGAAUGUAGAACCUGUAGAAUAUGAAAAGGUUCUACGCAAGAAAGGCAUCAUCCAAUACAAGGUUAUUAGGCAACACAUUGAAACGGUUACAAAACGCAUAGCCGAAGAGGCAGUCUUGGCAGAGAUGGAACAAGUAACAGUACAGCCAACCGAGGUUGUAUCUGAAGAAACGGCAAUAACCAUUGAUGGUGUGAAACCGGAAGAAGUUUCACCAACCGAAAUCACUCUCCAAAUUGCUCCCACUAAACCGGAGGAACAAAUGCCUACUGAAGUCUCCCUUGAAAUCCAAAUGCCUAAAAAGAAGAAACCUAUGACUAAAGAAGAGGAGGAGGAAGAAGAAAUCUUCGAGCUUCUCAAGAAUGUAGAACCUGUAGAAUAUGAAAAGGUUCUACGCAAGAAAGGCAUCAUCCAAUACAAGGUUAUUAGGCAACACAUUGAAACGGUUACAAAACGCAUAGCCGAAGAGGCAGUCUUGGCAGAGAUGGAACAAGUAACAGUACAGCCAACCGAGGUUGUAUCUGAAGAAACGGCAAUAACCAUUGAUGGUGUGAAACCGGAAGAAGUUUCACCAACCGAAAUCACUCUCCAAAUUGCUCCCACUAAACCGGAGGAACAAAUGCCUACUGAAGUCUCCCUUGAAAUCCAAAUGCCUAAAAAGAAGAAACCUAUGACUAAAGAAGAAGAGGAGCAAGAAGAAAUCUUCGAGCUUCUCAAGAAUGUAGAACCUGUAGAAUAUGAAAAGGUUCUACGUAAGAAAGGCAUCAUCCAAUACAAGGUUAUUAGGCAACACAUUGAAACGGUUACAAAACGCAUAGCCGAAGAGGCAGUCUUGGCAGAGAUGGAACAAGUAACAGUACAGCCAACCGAGGUUGUAUCUGAAGAAACGGCAAUAACCAUUGAUGGUGUGAAACCGGAAGAAGUUUCACCAACCGAAAUCACUCUCCAAAUUGCUCCCACUAAACCGGAGGAACAAAUGCCUACUGAAGUCUCCCUUGAAAUCCAAAUGCCUAAAAAGAAGAAACCUAUGACUAGAGAAGAAGAGGAGCAAGAAGAAAUCUUCGAGCUUCUCAAGAAUGUAGAACCUGUAGAAUAUGAAAAGGUUCUACGCAAGAAAGGCAUCAUCCAAUACAAGGUUAUUAGGCAACACAUUGAAACGGUUACAAAACGCAUAGCCGAAGAGGCAGUCUUGGCAGAGAUGGAACAAGUAACAGUACAGCCAACCGAGGUUGUAUCUGAAGAAACGGCAAUAACCAUUGAUGGUGUGAAACCGGAAGAAGUUUCACCAACCGAAAUCACUCUCCAAAUUGCUCCCACUAAACCGGAGGAACAAAUGCCUACUGAAGUCUCCCUUGAAAUCCAAAUGCCUAAAAAGAAGAAACCUAUGACUAAAGAAGAAGAGGAGCAAGAAGAAAUCUUCGAGCUUCUCAAGAAUGUAGAACCUGUAGAAUAUGAAAAGGUUCUACGUAAGAAAGGCAUCAUCCAAUACAAGGUUAUUAGGCAACACAUUGAAACGGUUACAAAACGCAUAGCCGAAGAGGCAGUCUUGGCAGAGAUGGAACAAGUAACAGUACAGCCAACCGAGGUUGUAUCUGAAGAAACGGCAAUAACCAUUGAUGGUGUGAAACCGGAAGAAGUUUCACCAACCGAAAUCACUCUCCAAAUUGCUCCCACUAAACCGGAGGAACAAAUGCCUACUGAAGUCUCCCUUGAAAUCCAAAUGCCUAAAAAGAAGAAACCUAUGACUAGAGAAGAAGAGGAGCAAGAAGAAAUCUUCGAGCUUCUCAAGAAUGUAGAACCUGUAGAAUAUGAAAAGGUUCUACGCAAGAAAGGCAUCAUCCAAUACAAGGUUAUUAGGCAACACAUUGAAACGGUUACAAAACGCAUAGCCGAAGAGGCAGUCUUGGCAGAGAUGGAACAAGUAACAGUACAGCCAACCGAGGUUGUAUCUGAAGAAACGGCAAUAACCAUUGAUGGUGUGAAACCGGAAGAAGUUUCACCAACCGAAAUCACUCUCCAAAUUGCUCCCACUAAACCGGAGGAACAAAUGCCUACUGAAGUCUCCCUUGAAAUCCAAAUGCCUAAAAAGAAGAAACCUAUGACUAAAGAAGAAGAGGAGCAAGAAGAAAUCUUCGAGCUUCUCAAGAAUGUAGAACCUGUAGAAUAUGAAAAGGUUCUACGCAAGAAAGGCAUCAUCCAAUACAAGGUUAUUAGGCAACACAUUGAAACGGUUACAAAACGCAUAGCCGAAGAGGCAGUCUUGGCAGAGAUGGAACAAGUAACAGUACAGCCAACCGAGGUUGUAUCUGAAGAAACGGCAAUAACCAUUGAUGGUGUGAAACCGGAAGAAGUUUCACCAACCGAAAUCACUCUCCAAAUUGCUCCCACUAAACCGGAGGAACAAAUGCCUACUGAAGUCUCCCUUGAAAUCCAAAUGCCUAAAAAGAAGAAACCUAUGACUAAAGAAGAGGAGGAGGAAGAAGAAAUCUUCGAGCUUCUCAAGAAUGUAGAACCUGUAGAAUAUGAAAAGGUUCUACGCAAGAAAGGCAUCAUCCAAUACAAGGUUAUUAGGCAACACAUUGAAACGGUUACAAAACGCAUAGCCGAAGAGGCAGUCUUGGCAGAGAUGGAGCAAGUAACAGUACAGCCAACCGAGGUUGUAUCUGAAGAAACGGCAAUAACCAUUGAUGGUGUGAAACCGGAAGAAGUUUCACCAACCGAAAUCACUCUCCAAAUUGCUCCCACUAAACCGGAGGAACAAAUGCCUACUGAAGUCUCCCUUGAAAUCCAAAUGCCUAAAAAGAAGAAACCUAUGACUAAAGAAGAGGAGGAGGAAGAAGAAAUCUUCGAGCUUCUCAAGAAUGUAGAACCUGUAGAAUAUGAAAAGGUUCUACGCAAGAAAGGCAUCAUCCAAUACAAGGUUAUUAGGCAACACAUUGAAACGGUUACGAAACGCAUAGCCGAAGAGGCAGUCUUGGCAGAGAUGGAACAAGUAACAGUACAGCCAACCGAGGUUGUAUCUGAAGAAACGGCAAUAACCAUUGAUGGUGUGAAACCAGAAGAAGUUUCACCAACCGAAAUCACUCUCCAAAUUGCUCCCACUAAACCGGAGGAACAAAUGCCUACUGAAGUCUCCCUUGAAAUCCAAAUGCCUAAAAAGAAGAAACCUAUGACUAAAGAAGAGGAGGAGGAAGAAGAAAUCUUCGAGCUUCUCAAGAAUGUAGAACCUGUAGAAUAUGAAAAGGUUCUACGCAAGAAAGGCAUCAUCCAAUACAAGGUUAUUAGGCAACACAUUGAAACAGUUACGAAACGCAUAGCCGAAGAGGCAGUCUUGGCAGAGAUGGAACAAGUAACAGUACAGCCAACCGAGGUUGUAUCUGAAGAAACGGCAAUAACCAUUGAUGGUGUGAAACCGGAAGAAGUUUCACCAACCGAAAUCACUCUCCAAAUUGCUCCCACUAAACCGGAGGAACAAAUGCCUACUGAAGUCUCCCUUGAAAUCCAAAUGCCUGAAAAGAAGAAACCUAUGACUAAAGAAGAAGAGGAGGAAGAAGAAAUCUUCGAGCUUCUCAAGAAUGUAGAACCUGUAGAAUAUGAAAAGGUUCUACGCAAGAAAGGCAUCAUCCAAUACAAGGUUAUUAGGCAACACAUUGAAACGGUUACAAAACGCAUAGCCGAAGAGGCAGUCUUGGCAGAGAUGGAACAAGUAACAGUACAGCCAACCGAGGUUGUAUCUGAAGAAACGGCAAUAACCAUUGAUGGUGUGAAACCGGAAGAAGUUUCACCAACCGAAAUCACUCUCCAAAUUGCUCCCACUAAACCGGAGGAACAAAUGCCUACUGAAGUCUCCCUUGAAAUCCAAAUGCCUAAAAAGAAGAAACCUAUGACUAAAGAAGAGGAGAAGGAAGAAGAAAUCUUCGAGCUUCUCAAGAAUGUAGAACCUGUAGAAUAUGAAAAGGUUCUACGCAAGAAAGGCAUCAUCCAAUACAAGGUUAUUAGGCAACACAUUGAAACGGUUACAAAACGCAUAGCCGAAGAGGCAGUCUUGGCAGAGAUGGAACAAGUAACAGUACAGCCAACCGAGGUUGUAUCUGAAGAAACGGCAAUAACCAUUGAUGGUGUGAAACCGGAAGAAGUUUCACCAACCGAAAUCACUCUCCAAAUUGCUCCCACUAAACCGGAGGAACAAAUGCCUACUGAAGUCUCCCUUGAAAUCCAAAUGCCUACAAAGAAGAAACCUAUGACUAAAGAAGAAGAGGAGCAAGAAGAAAUCUUCGAGCUUCUCAAGAAUGUAGAACCUGUAGAAUAUGAAAAGGUUCUACGCAAGAAAGGCAUCAUCCAAUACAAGGUUAUUAGGCAACACAUUGAAACGGUUACAAAACGCAUAGCCGAAGAGGCAGUCUUGGCAGAGAUGGAGCAAGUAACAGUACAGCCAACCGAGGUUGUAUCUGAAGAAACGGCAAUAACCAUUGAUAGUGUGAAACCGGAAGAAGUUUCACCAACCGAAAUCACUCUCCAAAUUGCUCCCACUAAACCGGAGGAACAAAUGCCUACUGAAGUCUCCCUUGAAAUCCAAAUGCCUGAAAAGAAGAAACCUAUGACUAAAGAAAUAGAGGAGCAAGAAGAAAUCUUCGAGCUUCUCAAGAAUGUAGAACCUGUAGAAUAUGAAAAGGUUCUACGCAAGAAAGGCAUCAUCCAAUACAAGGUUAUUAGGCAACACAUUGAAACGGUUACAAAACGCAUAGCCGAAGAGGCAGUCUUGGCAGAGAUGGAGCAAGUAACAGUACAGCCAACCGAGGUUGUAUCUGAAGAAACGGCAAUAACCAUUGAUAGUGUGAAACCGGAAGAAGUUUCACCAACCGAAAUCACUCUCCAAAUUGCUCCCACUAAACCGGAGGAACAAAUGCCUACUGAAGUCUCCCUUGAAAUCCAAAUGCCUAAAAAGAAGAAACCUAUGACUAAAGAAGAAGAGGAGCAAGAAGAAAUCUUCGAGCUUCUCAAGAAUGUAGAACCUGUAGAAUAUGAAAAGGUUCUACGCAAGAAAGGCAUCAUCCAAUACAAGGUUAUUAGGCAACACAUUGAAACGGUUACGAAACGCAUAGCCGAAGAGGCAGUCUUGGCAGAGAUGGAACAAGUAACAGUACAGCCAACCGAGGUCGUAUCUGAAGAAACGGCAAUAACCAUUGAUGGUGUGAAACCGGAAGAAGUUUCACCAACCGAAAUCACUCUCCAAAUUGCUCCCACUAAACCGGAGGAACAAAUGCCUACUGAAGUCUCCCUUGAAAUCCAAAUGCCUGAAAAGAAGAAACCUAUGACUAAAGAAGAAGAGGAGGAAGAAGAAAUCUUCGAGCUUCUCAAGAAUGUAGAACCUGUAGAAUAUGAAAAGGUUCUACGCAAGAAAGGCAUCAUCCAAUACAAGGUUAUUAGGCAACACAUUGAAACGGUUACAAAACGCAUAGCCGAAGAGGCAGUCUUGGCAGAGAUGGAGCAAGUAACAGUACAGCCAACCGAGGUUGUAUCUGAAGAAACGACAAUAACCAUUGAUGGUGUGAAACCGGAAGAAGUUUCACCAACAGAAAUCACUCUCCAAAUUGCUCCCACUAAACCGGAGGAACAAAUGCCUACUGAAGUCCCCCUUGAAAUCCAAAUGCCUAAAAAGAAGAAACCUAUGACUAAAGAAGAGGAGGAGGAAGAAGAAAUCUUCGAGCUUCUCAAGAAUGUAGAACCUGUAGAAUAUGAAAAGGUUCUACGCAAGAAAGGCAUCAUCCAAUACAAGGUUAUUAGGCAACACAUUGAAACAGUUACGAAACGCAUAGCCGAAGAGGCAGUCUUGGCAGAGAUGGAACAAGUAACAGUACAGCCAACCGAGGUUGUAUCUGAAGAAACGGCAAUAACCAUUGAUGGUGUGAAACCGGAAGAAGUUUCACCAACCGAAAUCACUCUCCAAAUUGCUCCCACUAAACCGGAGGAACAAAUGCCUACUGAAGUCUCCCUUGAAAUCCAAAUGCCUGAAAAGAAGAAACCUAUGACUAAAGAAGAAGAGGAGGAAGAAGAAAUCUUCGAGCUUCUCAAGAAUGUAGAACCUGUAGAAUAUGAAAAGGUUCUACGCAAGAAAGGCAUCAUCCAAUACAAGGUUAUUAGGCAACACAUUGAAACGGUUACAAAACGCAUAGCCGAAGAGGCAGUCUUGGCAGAGAUGGAACAAGUAACAGUACAGCCAACCGAGGUUGUAUCUGAAGAAACGGCAAUAACCAUUGAUGGUGUGAAACCGGAAGAAGUUUCACCAACCGAAAUCACUCUCCAAAUUGCUCCCACUAAACCGGAAGAACAAAUGCCUACUGAAGUCUCCCUUGAAAUCCAAAUGCCUAAAAAGAAGAAACCUAUGACUAAAGAUGAAGAGGAGCAAGAAGAAAUCUUCGAGCUUCUCAAGAAUGUAGAACCUGUAGAAUAUGAAAAGGUUCUACGCAAGAAAGGCAUCAUCCAAUACAAGGUUAUUAGGCAACACAUUGAAACGGUUACAAAACGCAUAGCCGAAGAGGCAGUCUUGGCAGAGAUGGAACAAGUAACAGUACAGCCAACCGAGGUUGUAUCUGAAGAAACGUCAAUAACCAUUGAUGGUGUGAAACCGGAAGAAGUUUCACCAACCGAAAUCACUCUCCAAAUUGCUCCCACUAAACCGGAGGAACAAAUGCCUACUGAAGUCUCCCUUGAAAUCCAAAUGCCUGAAAAGAAGAAACCUAUGACUAAAGAAGAAGAGGAGGAAGAAGAAAUCUUCGAGCUUCUCAAGAAUGUAGAACCUGUAGAAUAUGAAAAGGUUCUACGCAAGAAAGGCAUCAUCCAAUACAAGGUUAUUAGGCAACACAUUGAAACGGUUACAAAACGCAUAGCCGAAGAGGCAGUCUUGGCAGAGAUGGAACAAGUAACAGUACAGCCAACCGAGGUUGUAUCUGAAGAAACGGCAAUAACCAUUGAUGGUGUGAAACCGGAAGAAGUUUCACCAACAGAAAUCACUCUCCAAAUUGCUCCCACUAUACCGGAAGAACAAAUGCCUACUGAAGUCUUCCUUGAAAUCCAAAUGCCUAAAAAGAAGAAACCUAUGACUAAAGAAGAAGAGGAGCAAGAAGAAAUCUUCGAGCUUCUCAAGAAUGUAGAACCUGUAGAAUAUGAAAAGGUUCUACGCAAGAAAGGCAUCAUCCAAUACAAGGUUAUUAGGCAACACAUUGAAACGGUUACAAAACGCAUAGCCGAAGAGGCAGUCUUGGCAGAGAUGGAACAAGUAACAGUACAGCCAACCGAGGUUGUAUCUGAAGAAACGGCAAUAACCAUUGAUGGUGUAAAACCGGAAGAAGUUUCACCAACCGAAAUCACUCUCCAAAUUGCUCCCACUAAACCGGAGGAACAAAUGCCUACUGAAGUCUCCCUUGAAAUCCAAAUGCCUAAAAAGAAGAAACCUAUGACUACAGAAGAACAGGAGGAAGAAGAAAUCUUCGAGCUUCUCAAGAAUGUAGAACCUGUGGAAUAUGAAAAGGUUCUACGCAAGAAAGGCAUCAUCCAAUACACGGUUAUUAGGCAACACAUUGAAACGGUUACAAAACGCAUAGCCGAAGAGGCAGUCUUGGCAGAGAUGGAACAAGUAACAGUACAGCCAACCGAGGUUGUAUCUGAAGAAACGGCAAUAACCAUUGAUGGUGUGAAACCGGAAGAAGUUUCACCAACCGAAAUCACUCUCCAAAUUGCUCCCACUAAACCGGAGGAACAAAUGCCUACUGAAGUCUCCCUUGAAAUCCAAAUGCCUGAAAAGAAGAAACCUAUGACUAAAGAUGAAGAGGAGCAAGAAGAAAUCUUCGAGCUUCUCAAGAAUGUAGAACCUGUGGAAUAUGAAAAGGUUCUACGCAAGAAAGGCAUCAUCCAAUACAAACUUAUUAGGCAGCACAUUAACUUUGUUGAAAGACGUAAGCAAGAAGAAGCUGUAGAACCUGUAGAUUCUGUGGACACAGUCGUCAAACCCUCUGAUGAUAAACCUGAGAUUCAACAUGCUAUUUUUAAACUGAAGAAGGAAAAACUACCAGCAGAGAUGGAAGUCUCUCUUGAAAUAACAACUGAUCGGGAGCCGAUUUCAGACAUAGCUGAGACAACCGAAGUUGAAGUGACGUCUACAGAAUUGGAUGCAAUUAUUAUAAAACCCGCUGAAGGUGUACAGCAAGAGAUGGUUCUUACAAUUCAACCAAGCCAAAUUGAAGAGGCUGCUCCGACAGAAAUUGAAAUCCAGAUUGCCCCCAAGAAACCGGAGGAAGAAAAGAAACCAGAGAAGAAGAAGCCUCUGACCAAAGAAGAGAAAGAGUCUGAGGAAGUGUUUGAGCUUCUCAAAGAUGUACAACCUGAACAGUAUGAGAAGGUGUUGAGGAAAAAAGGCAUAAUCCAAACUAAAGUCAUCAGGAAACACAUCGAAAUGGUUACAACGCGUAAAGCUGAGGAAGCAACUCUUCAGGAGUUUGAAAUUACUCUCGAGAAACCAAUCGAAGCUGCGCCAGAGGAAAUGGUUAUAACGAUUGAACCAUCCAAACUUGAAGAGGCGGCUCCAACCGAAGUUAAAUUCCAGAUUGCUCCUAAGAAACGAGAAGAAAAGGAAGAAAAGGUCGAGAUCAAGAUCAUGAAAAAGAAACCAAAGCAAGAAGAAGAGACUGUUGAAGUUAAGGUACCCGAAAAGAAAAAGCCUCUGACCGAGGAAGAAAAGGAAGCAGAGGUAGUCUUCGAGCUUCUCAAGGAUGUCCAACCUGAACAGUAUGAGAAGGUGUUGAGGAAGAAAGGUAUUAUUCAAACUAAAGUUAUCAGGAAACACAUCGAAAUGGUUACAACGCGUAAAGCUGAGGAAGCAACUCUUGAGGAGUUCGAAGUGACUCUCGAGAAACCCACCGAAACUGCACCACAGGAGAUGGUUACAACUACUGAACCUUCCAAACUUGAAGAGGCGGCUCCCACCGAAAUUGAAAUCCAGAUUGCUCCUAAGAAACCGGAGGAACAAAAGAAACCAGAGAAGAAGAAGCCUCUCACCAAAGAAGAGAAAGAGUCUGAGGAAGUGUUUGAGCUUCUCAAACAUGUACAACCUGAACAGUAUGAGAAGGUGUUGAGGAAGAAAGGCAUAAUCCAAACUAAAGUCAUCAGGAAACACAUCGAGAUGGUUACAACGCGUAAAGCUGAGGAAGCAACUCUUCAGGAGUUUGAAAUUACUCUCGAGAAACCCACCGAAGCUGCGCCAGAGGAAAUGGUUAUAACGAUUGAACCAUCGAAAAUUGAAGAGGCUGCUCCAACUGAAGUUGAAAUUCAGAUUGCGCCUAAGAAACCGGAGGAACAAAAGAAACCAGAGAAGAAAAAGCCUCUGACCAAAGAAGAGAAAGAGUCUGAGGAAGUGUUUGAGCUUCUCAAAGAUGUACAACCUGAACAGUAUGAGAAGGUGUUGAGGAAGAAAGGCAUAAUCCAAACUAAAGUCAUCAGGAAACACAUCGAGAUGGUUACAACGCGUAAAGCUGAGGAAGCAACUCUUCAGGAGUUUGAAGUUACUCUCGAGAAACCCACCGAAGCUGCGCCAGAGGAAAUGGUUAUAACGAUUGAACCAUCCAAACUUGAAGAGGCGGCUCCUACCGAAGUUGAAAUCCAGAUUGCUCCUAAGAAAUCAGAAGAAAAAGUUGAAAAGGUCGAGGUCAAAAUCAUGAAAAAGAAACCAAAGCAAGAAGAAGAGACUGUUGAAGUUAAGGUACCCGAAAAGAAAAAGCCUCUGACCAAGGAAGAAAAGGAAGCAGAGGAAGUUUUCGAGCUUCUCAAGGAUGUCCAACCUGAACAGUAUGAGAAGGUGUUGAGGAAGAAAGGCAUAAUCCAAACUAAAGUCAUCAGGAAACACAUCGAGAUGGUUACAACGCGUAAAGCUGAGGAAGCAACUCUUCAGGAGUUUGAAAUUACUCUCGAGAAACCCACCGAAGCUGCGCCAGAGGAAAUGGUUAUAACGAUUGAACCAUCGAAAAUUGAAGAGGCUGCUCCAACUGAAGUUGAAAUUCAGAUUGCGCCUAAGAAACCGGAGGAACAAAAGAAACCAGAGAAGAAAAAGCCUCUGACCAAAGAAGAGAAAGAGUCUGAGGAAGUGUUUGAGCUUCUCAAAGAUGUACAACCUGAACAGUAUGAGAAGGUGUUGAGGAAGAAAGGCAUAAUCCAAACUAAAGUCAUCAGGAAACACAUCGAGAUGGUUACAACGCGUAAAGCUGAGGAAGCAACUCUUCAGGAGUUUGAAGUUACUCUCGAGAAACCCACCGAAGCUGCGCCAGAGGAAAUGGUUAUAACGAUUGAACCAUCCAAACUUGAAGAGGCGGCUCCUAUAGAAGUUGAAAUCCAGAUUGCUCCUAAGAAAUCAGAAGAAAAGGUUGAAAAGGUCGAGGUCAAAAUCAUGAAAAAGAAACCAAAGCAAGAAGAAGAGACUGUUGAAGUUAAGGUACCCGAAAAGAAAAAGCCUCUGACCAAGGAAGAAAAGGAAGCAGAGGAAGUUUUCGAGCUUCUCAAGGAUGUCCAACCUGAACAGUAUGAGAAGGUGUUGAGGAAGAAAGGCAUUAUUCAAACUAAAGUCAUCAGGAAACACAUCGAAAUGGUUACAACGCGUAAAGCUGAGGAAGCAACUCUUCAGGAGUUUGAAGUUACUCUCGAGAAACCCACCGAAGCUGCGCCAGAGGAGAUGGUUAUAACAAUUGAACCAUCCAAACUUGACGAGGCGGCUCCAACCGAAGUUGAAAUCCAGAUUGCUCCUGAGAAACCAGAAGAAAAGGAAGAAAAGGUCGAGGUCAAGAUCAUGAAAAAGAAACCAAAGCAAGAAGAAGAGACUGUUGAAUUUAAGGUACCCGAGAAACCAGAAGAAAAGGAAGAAAAGGUCGAGGUCAAGAUCAUGAAAAAGAAACCAAAGCAAGAAGAAGAGACUGUUGAAGUUAAGGUACCCGAAAAGAAAAAGCCUCUAACCAAGGAAGAAAAGGAAGCAGAGGAAGUCUUCGAGCUUCUCAAAGAUGUCCAACCUGAACAGUAUGAGAAGGUGUUGAGGAAGAAAGGCAUUAUUCAAACUAAAGUCAUCAGGAAACACAUUGAAAUGGUUACAACGCGUAAAGCUGAGGAAGCAACUCUUGAGGAGUUCGAAGUGACUCUCGAGAAACCCACCGAAGCUGCGCCAGAGGAAAUGGUUAUAACAAUUGAACCAUCCAAACUUGAAGAGGCGGCUCCAACCGAAGUUGAAAUCCAGAUAGCUCCUGAGAAACCAGAAGAAAAGGAAGAAAAGGUCGAGGUCAAGAUCAUGAAAAAGAAACCGAAGCAAGAAGAAGAGACUGUUGAAGUUAAGGUACCCGAAAAGAAAAAGCCUCUGACCAAGGAAGAAAAGGAAGCAGAGGAAGUCUUCGAGCUUCUCAAAGAUGUCCAACCUGAACAGUAUGAGAAGGUGUUGAGGAAGAAAGGCAUUAUUCAAACUAAAGUCAUCAGGAAACACAUCGAAAUGGUUACAACGCGUAAAGCUGAGGAAGCAACUCUUCAGGAUUUCGAAGUGACUCUCGAGAAACCCACCGAAGCUGCGCCAGAGGAGAUGGUUAUAACAAUUGAACCAUCCAAACUUGAAGAGGCGGCUCCAACCGAAGUUGAAAUCCAGAUUGCUCCUGAGAAACCAGAAGAAAAGGAAGAAAAGGUCGAGGUCAAGAUCAUGAAAAAGAAACCAAAGCAAGAAGAAGAGACUGUAGAAGUUAAGGUACCCGAAAAGAAAAAGCCUCUGACCAAGGAAGAAAAGGAAGCAGAGGAAGUCUUCGAGCUUCUCAAAGAUGUCCAACCUGAACAAUAUGAGAAGGUGUUGAGGAAGAAAGGCAUUAUUCAAACUAAGGUCAUCAGGAAACACAUCGAGAUGGUUACAACGCGUAAAGCUGAGGAAGCAACUCUUCAGGAGUUCGAAGUGACUCUCGAGAAACCCACCGAAGCUGCACCAGAGGAGAUGGUAAUAACAAUUGAACCAUCCAAGCUUGAGGAGGCGGCUCCAACCGAAGUUGAAAUCCAGAUUGCUCCUGAGAAACCAGAAGAAAAGGAAGAAAAGGUCGAGGUCAAGAUCAUGAAAAAGAAACCAAAGCAAGAAGAAGAGACUGCUGAAUUUAAGGUACCCGAGAAACCAGAAGAAAAGGAAGAAAAGGUCGAGGUCAAGAUCAUGAAAAAGAAACCAAAGCAAGAAGAAGAGACUGUUGAAGUUAAGGUACCCGAAAAGGAAAAGCCUCUGACCAAGGAAGAAAAGGAAGCAGAGGAAGUCUUCGAGCUUCUCAAAGAUGUCCAACCCGAACAGUAUGAGAAGGUGUUGAGGAAGAAAGGCAUUAUUCAAGCAAAAGUCAUCAGGAAACACAUCGAAUUGGUUACAACGCGUAAAGCUGAGGAAGCAACUCUUCAGGAGUUCGAAGUGACUCUCGACAAACCCAGCGAAGCUGCGCCAGAGGAAAUGGUUAUAACAAUUGAACCAUCCAAACUUGAAGAGGCGGCUCCAACCGAAGUUGAAAUCAAGAUUGCUCCUGAGAAACCAGAAGAAAAGGAAGAAAAGGUCGAGGUCAAGAUCAUGAAAAAGAAACCAAAGCAAGAAGAAGAGACUGCUGAAUUUAAGGUACCCGAGAAACCAGAAGAAAAGGAAGAAAAGGUCGAGGUCAAGAUCAUGAAAAAGAAACCAAAGCAAGAAGAAGAGACUGUUGAAGUUAAGGUACCAGAAAAGAAAAAGCCUCUGACCAAGGAAGAAAAGGAAGCAGAGGAAGUCUUCGAGCUUCUUAAAGAUGUCCAACCUGAACAGUAUGAGAAGGUGUUGAGGAAGAAAGGCAUUAUUCAAACUAAAGUCAUCAGGAAACACAUCGAAAUGGUUACAACGCGUAAAGCUGAGGAAGCAACUCUUCAGGAGUUCGAAGUGACUCUCGAGAAACCCACCGAAGCUGCGCCAGAGGAGAUGGUUAUAACAAUUGAACCAUCCAAGCUUGAGGAGGCGGCUCCAACCGAAGUUGAAAUCCAGAUUGCUCCUGAGAAACCAGAAGAAAAGGAAGAAAAGGUCGAGGUCAAGAUCAUGAAAAAGAAACCAAAGCAAGAAGAAGAGACUGCUGAAUUUAAGGUACCCGAGAAACCAGAAGAAAAGGAAGAAAAGGUCGAGGUCAAGAUCAUGAAAAAGAAACCAAAGCAAGAAGAAGAGACUGUUGAAGUAAAGGUACCCGAAAAGAAAAAGCCUUUGACCAAAGAAGAAAAGGAAGCAGAGGAAGUCUUCGAGCUUCUUAAAGAUGUCCAACCUGAACAGUAUGAGAAGGUGUUGAGGAAGAAAGGCAUUAUUCAAACUAAAGUCAUCAGGAAACACAUCGAAAUGGUUACAACGCGUAAAGCUGAGGAAGCAACUCUUCAGGAGUUCGAAGUGACUCUCGAGAAACCCACCGAAGCUGCGCCAGAGGAAAUGGUUAUAACAAUUGAACCAUCCAAGCUUGAGGAGGCGGCUCCAACCGAAGUUGAAAUCCAGAUUGCUCCUGAGAAACCAGAAGAAAAGGAAGAAAAGGUCGAGGUCAAGAUCAUGAAAAAGAAACCAAAGCAAGAAGAAGAGACUGUUGAAGUUAAGGUACCCGAAAAGAAAAAGCCUCUGUCCAAGGAAGAAAAGGAAGCAGAGGAAGUCUUCGAGCUUCUUAAAGAUGUCCAACCUGAACAGUAUGAGAAGGUGUUGAGGAAGAAAGGCAUUAUUCAAACUAAAGUCAUCAGGAAACACAUCGAAAUGGUUACAACGCGUAAAGCUGAGGAAGCAACUCUUCAGGAGUUCGAAGUGACUCUCGAGAAACCCACCGAAGCUGCGCCAGAGGAGAUGGUUAUAACAAUUGAACCAUCCAAACUUGAGGAGGCUGCUCCAACCGAAGUUGAAAUCCAGAUUGCUCCUGAGAAACCAGAAGAAAAGGAAGAAAAGGUCGAGGUCAAGAUCAUGAAAAAGAAACCAAAGCAAGAAGAAGAGACUGCUGAAUUUAAGGUACCCGAGAAACCAGAAGAAAAGGAAGAAAAGGUCGAGGUCAAGAUCAUGAAAAAGAAACCAAAGCAAGAAGAAGAGACUGUUGAAGUAAAGGUACCCGAAAAGAAAAAGCCUUUGACCAAAGAAGAAAAGGAAGCAGAGGAAGUCUUCGAGCUUCUUAAAGAUGUCCAACCUGAACAGUAUGAGAAGGUGUUGAGGAAGAAAGGCAUUAUUCAAACUAAAGUCAUCAGGAAACACAUCGAAAUGGUUACAACGCGUAAAGCUGAGGAAGCAACUCUUCAGGAGUUCGAAGUGACUCUCGAGAAACCCACCGAAGCUGCGCCAGAGGAGAUGGUUAUAACAAUUGAACCAUCCAAGCUUGAGGAGGCGGCUCCAACCGAAGUUGAAAUCCAGAUUGCUCCUGAGAAACCAGAAGAAAAGGAAGAAAAGGUCGAGGUCAAGAUCAUGAAAAAGAAACCAAAGCAAGAAGAAGAGACUGUUGAAGUUAAGGUACCCGAAAAGAAAAAGCCUCUGACCAAGGAAGAAAAGGAAGCAGAGGAAGUCUUCGAGCUUCUCAAAGAUGUCCAACCUGAACAGUAUGAGAAGGUGUUGAGGAAGAAAGGCAUUAUUCAAACUAAAGUCAUCAGGAAACACAUCGAAAUGGUUACAACGCGUAAAGCUGAGGAAGCAACUCUUCAGGAGUUCGAAGUGACUCUCGAGAAACCCACCGAAGCUGCGCCAGAGGAGAUGGUUAUAACAAUUGAACCAUCCAAACUUGACGAGGCGGCUCCAACCGAAGUUGAAAUCAAGAUUGCUCCUGAGAAACCAGAAGAAAAGGAAGAAAAGGUCGAGGUCAAGAUCAUGAAAAAGAAACCAAAGCAAGAAGAAGAGACUGCUGAAUUUAAGGUACCCGAGAAACCAGAAGAAAAGGAAGAAAAGGUCGAGGUCAAGAUCAUGAAAAAGAAACCAAAGCAAGAAGAAGAGACUGUUGAAGUUAAGGUACCCGAAAAGAAAAAGCCUCUGACCAAGGAAGAAAAGGAAGCAGAGGAAGUCUUCGAACUUCUCAAAGAUGUCCAACCUGAACAGUAUGAGAAGGUGUUGAGGAAGAAAGGCAUUAUUCAAACUAAAGUCAUCAGGAAACACAUCGAAAUGGUUACAACGCGUAAAGCUGAGGAAGCAACUCUUCAGGAGUUCGAAGUGACUCUCGACAAACCCACCGAAGCUGCGCCAGAGGAAAUGGUUAUAACAAUUGAACCAUCCAAACUUGAAGAGGCGGCUCCAACCGAAGUUGAAAUCAAGAUUGGUCCUGAUAAACCAGAAGAAAAGGAAGAAAAGGUCGAGGUCAAGAUCAUGAAAAAGAAACCAAAGCAAGAAGAAGAGACUGCUGAAUUUAAGGUACCCGAGAAACCAGAAGAAAAGGAAGAAAAGGUCGAGGUCAAGAUCAUGAAAAAGAAACCAAAGCAAGAAGAAGAGACUGUUGAAGCAAAGGUACCCGAAAAGAAAAAGCCUUUGACCAAAGAAGAGAAGGAAGCAGAGGAAGUCUUCGAGCUUCUCAAGGAUGUAGAACCCGAGCGAUAUGAGAAGGUCUUGAGGAAAAAGGGCAUAAUCCAAACUAAAGUCAUCAGGAAACACAUCGAAAUGGUUACAACGCGUAAAGCUGAGGAAGCAACUCUUGAGGAAUUUGAAGUUACUCUCGAGAAACCCACCGAAGCUGCUCCAGAGGAGACGGUCUUCACACUCGAACCAUCUAAAGUUGAUGAGACGGCUCCAACUGAAGUCGAUUUCCAGAUAGCUCAUGAGAAACCAGAAGAACAUGAGGAAAAGGUCGAGAUUAAGAUUAUGAAGAAGAAACCUGAAGAAACUGAAGAUGUCGUUGAGGUGAAGGUACCUAAAAAGAAAAAGCCUCUGACCAAGGAAGAAAAGGAAGCAGAAGAAAUAUUUGAACUUUUGAAGGAUGUGGAACCUAAGAAUUAUGAAAAGGUUUUGAGGAAGAAGGGUAUCAUCCAAAUGAAGAUUAUUCGGAAACAUAUUGAGGCAGUAGAGAAGCACAAAGCAGAGGAGACUGUCAAGCAACUGGCAACUCAGGAGGUGGAAGCUGAAGUCACUCUUAGAGUUUCUGAGGAGGUUCCUUCUGAAGUUGUCGAAGCAGCAGUCAUUAAGCCUGUAGAAGCUGCACCCGUAGAGGCUGCCCCAGUUAAGGCGGUUCCUGAAAAGAAACUCAAACCAGAAGAAUGGAAGUUCACCGAGGAACUCAAACCAGCCAAAGGUUUCAAGGGAGACACAUGUGAACUCGUCUGUGAGGUAAAUGAUGAGAAUGCAAUCGUUGAGUGGGUCAAACACGGCAAGGUUCUUAAACCAAGCGACAAGUACGAGCUGAAAGAAGAUGGCACCAAGAGAAUCCUGGUUAUCAAAGACGCUGUCCCUGUAGAUGGUGCCCGAUAUACCUGCCAGCUUCCAAAGACUAAGACUGGUGCUUCCCUCGAUGUCCAAAUCCCGGUCAAGAUUGUGGGUGACCUGAAACCACUGACCAUCACCGAGAGGGAGACUGCCGUGCUCACAUGUGAGGUGAGCAAUACCAAGGCUGCUGUUACGUGGCUCAAGGAUGGCGAACCCAUCGAUAUAACCCUUGACAAGUACGAGGUCUUGGACGAAGGUCGCCGCAAGAAGUUGAGGAUCAAGAACAUCAGUCCAGAGGACGCUGCGGAAUACACCUGUCAGCUGCCUAGGUCCUCGUCCACCAUGACUCUGACAGUUAAUGAAAAGCCAUUGGAAGUCCUUUCGCCCCUUACAAAAUUGUUCGCGUACCUCACGGGCAAUGCCACAUUCGAAUGUGAGGUCAGUGAGCCUUGGGCCAAGGUCACCUGGCUUAAAGGUGACAAAGAAGUCGUGCCAUCGGACAAAUACAAGAUGGAGUCGGAUGGGAGAUUCAGACGGAUGAUCAUUCAGGGUAUCGCUGAAGAUGACGUGUCGGACUACACGUGUGUGUUGAGGGACAAGAAGACCAGCGCUGACCUCCUCUUAAGAGAAACCAUCAAAAUCACCAAGCCUCCUGAAGACGAGGACUCUCGUGAAAGGCAGAGUGUCAAGUUCGUCUGUGAACUCACCGGUGAUGCAGCCAAGGCGGACGUCAAGUGGAAGAAGGGUGGACAGGUGGUGAGAAAGGACAAACGCCACAAGAUCAUCAACGAGGGGUUGGUAUCAACCCUUGUGAUCGAGGAUCUGUCGCCCUCCGAUGCUGGAAAAUAUUCCGUCCUGGUGGACAACAUGGAAAUGCCCUUCACCCUUAGCGUCCAAGCCUUGAAACCACCUGUCUUUACCACAAAACCGAAAGCUGUAGACACACAAGAAGGUAUGUCUGCCAUAUUCCGCUACGUCAUCGCCGGCUACCCUGUACCCGAGAUCAAGUUCACCAAGGACUGGAAGGAAAUCACGCCGGAGAACUCCGACGUCACCUUCCAAUUUGACGAGGCCACCCAAGAACACAAGGUCAUCUUCCAUGAGGUCACACCCAAGGAUGCCGGCAAGUACCUAGUGAUCGCCAAGAACGAGUCUGGUGAAGUCAAGCAGGCAGUUUCCAUGAUGGUGACCCCACGACCUCCCGAGGAGCUCAUGAAGAGAAAGAUGUCACUCAAAGCGCGUGCAUCACAGCAGGAGAUCUUCGAAGACGAAGAGAUAGACAUCGAAGAAAUCCUCAGGGAUGUAAAGCCCAAAGACUACGAGACCGUACUCAAGCAACAUGGCAUAUUUGACUUCAGAGCAAUCCUCAAGCAACUCCAAGCUAUGAAGAAAAGGGCUGUACAACCAGAGGAUCUGGAAACUCUCAUGGAGGAACCUGAGAUUCCUGAACAGCUCGAGUCCCUGGAGCUUGCAGCCUUUGAGAUGGCUGAAUCUCCUAAGGUCAUGGGUCGAGGCAAGCCAGAAGAGACAGACUUGACUCCUUUGGCUGAUGCCAAGGUGCCAGAGAAAAUAGCUGCCACAUUUGAGUGUGACGUGUCUCGUGACGUCAAAGAUGAAGACAUCGUUUGGAUGAAGGAUGGUCAGAAGAUCACCCCCGAUGAGAAGUUCCAAGUGAAACGUGAUGGUCGCCGUCUCUCUCUGUCCAUCCAGGACACCUCUCCUGAAGACAGUGGCCAGUACACCAUCAAGAUCGGCGACAAGACACAAACAGCUGAUCUCAAAGUCCAAGCUGCCGAAUUUGUCAAACCACUCAAUAACACAUCCGCCGCCGAGUACGACGAAACAAUUGUCCUCGAAUGUGAGCUUUCCAACGAGCUUGUUCCUUGCCAGUGGUAUAAGGAUGACGUCCUUAUCACCGUUGGGCCAAAGGUGGAGGUCAUUGAUGAUGGAAAGAAGAGGAAGUUGGUCCUCCAUGAUGUCCGACCAGAAGAUACAGGGAACUUCCGCUGUGUGGUGGGUGACAAAGAGUCCUCAGCUACACUCGACGUCAAAGCUUCUGAGAUAAUGAAGCCUCUGGCGGAAGUCACAGCUCCUGAAUUUGCCGAGACUGCCGUGCUAGAGUGCGAGGUCUCCCACCCGAAGGCCGAGGCCACCUGGCUCAAGGAUGGUCAGCCCAUAACACCUGAGGAGCUGACCAGCAAGAAGUACGAGGUGGUCAGCGAUGGACGCAAGAGACGUCUCAUCAUCCAUGAUGUUGUCAAGGAUGAUAAUGCCGAGUUCACAUGUAAGGUUGGAGACAACCAGACUGUAGCCAAUGUCAACGUCAAAGUACCAUCCAUUACCAAGCCUUUGGAGGACACCACAACAGCUUUCGAGACCACUGUGGUCCUGGAGUGUGAGGUGGACAAUGAGAAGGCUCCUGUCAAGUGGAUGAAGAACGGCAAAGAGAUCACCAAGAUGCCCAAGUACCUCAUGGAAUCCAAAGGAAAGAAGCGCCGAUUGACUAUCUUCGAAACAAUACCAGAAGAUGAGGGAGAUUACACCUGCGUGGUGGGAGACGAGUCAACUGUGGCUGUGCUUGCUGUCGAGCCUGCCCCCAUCGAGUUCCUAUCUGAAAUCCAAUCCGUCCAAGCCGUCGAGGAUGAGCCCGCUGUCUUCACUUGUGAGAUCUCCGAUGACAAUGCAGAGGUCAUCUGGCUGAAAAACGAAGAGGAGAUCAAACCAGAUGACGAAAAAUAUGAGUUUGUCGUCAGUGGAAAGAAACGCGGCCUCAAGAUCAAAUCAACCGAUGUAUCCGAUACUGCAGAAUUCACCUGCAAGACAAAGGACAAGACGUCAUCUGCUUCCCUUACUGUUACAGAACACAUACCUACCAUUUCACACACCCUCAAAGACGUGAAGAUCGAAGAAGGUUCCAACGAAGUAGUCUUUGAAUGCGAGACUGACGUGGAGACCGCCGACGUUGCUUGGUUGCACAAAGGCAAAGAUAUUGUCGAAGACAACUCCAAGUUUGUCAUUAAGCGCAAAGGGCGGCGACAUUCCUUGAUUGUGAAGGAUGUCUCGGUCGAGGACGCAGGGGAGUUUACUUGUCGAAUCGGAGUACACGAGACCAUAGCUGAGCUUAUUGUGGAAGAGAAACCAGUUGAGUUCCUGGCACCUCUUCCGAAGGAGCAAUCAGCCAUCCCUGGCGACGAGAUCACCUUCGAAGUUGAACUCACCAAGGACACAGAAGAUGUCUUCUGGCUCAAAGACGGCCAGAAGAUCAAGCCCGGUGACAACGUCAAGAUCGUCAAGGAUGGCAAGAAGCAUAAACUCAUCAUCAAGAAGGUUGACUUCGAUGAUGAUGCAGUCUACAGCUUCAACGCUGGAGAUCAAAAGUGCGAUUGCAACCUCAAUGUUUCAGCUCCACCGAAGAUUAAUGUGGAUCCUAAACUGACCAACAUUAGCGUCAAGGCCGGCACGAAAAUCGCUAUUGAAGCAACUGUCACUGGUUCACCUGCUGCAGUCACAACAUGGUCCAAGGGCGACACUCCAAUUGAAUCCACGAAGAGAUUCAAGAUCGAGGCAGGUAAAGGACCCAAGGCUUCCAUCAGGCUGACCAUUGACAAGACAGAGAGGUCAGAUCUUGGAACAUACACACUAACCGCUGCCAACGACUUGGGAACAGAUACUGCCAUCAUUUUCAUCAUUGUCCUCGAUAAACCACAACCACCAACGAGCCUGUCCAUUACUGAGACCACUCCUGAAUCUGUCACGCUGGUGUGGACUGCACCAGAGGACGACGGCGGUAGCCCAGUCAUUGAAUACGUCAUUGAGAAACGGGACAUGAAAAGGAAUACCUGGACCAAGGUUGACACCACCUCAGAACUCACCUGCAGGGUUCCUAAGCUUGUGGAAGGCAACGAGUACCUGUUCCGUGUUAGUGCCACGAACGAGUUGGGCACCAGCGAACCAUUUACUACCUCAGAACCUGUUACUGCUAAAUACCAGUUUGAUGUACCUCACGCUCCAAGCAAACCAGAAACAUCAGAUGUCAUCCAGACAGAGAUGACCCUAACCUGGACACCGCCCGACUUCAACGGAGGCAGCGAGGUUACUGGCUACAUCAUCGAGAGGAAGGAAGCUGACAAGACAAGAUGGGUGAAGAUCACAAAGGAAACCGUCACUGAGCUGACUUUCCGUGUCAAAGACUUGAUCGAGGGAACCAGCUACGAGUUCAGGGUAUAUGCCAUCAACAAGGCUGGUACAAGCAAACCAAGUGAGCCGUCGACGCCUACCAAAGCCAAGGCUCCCUAUGACGUGCCAGGACCUCCCGCUCAACCGACCUGUGAGAACGUCAACAAGACUACCAUCACAGUAUCCUGGACCCCACCCGAAGACGACGGUGGCUCUCCUGUCACUGGGUAUGUCAUCGAACGAUGUGAUGUUUCUCGGGGUCGCUGGGUGAAAUGCAACCGAGAUAAGGUCACUGAGCUGACCUUCACCGUCUCUGAUCUCACGGAUGGUGGACAGUACCAGUUCAGGAUCUCUGCAGAGAAUGCCGCUGGGGUUGGACAACCAAGCCCCACCUCUGCAACCUUCACUGCUAAGCUUCCAUUUGAUGCCCCUGGAGCCCCAGGUAAACCACAGGUUACCGAGUACAACAUCACCAAGAUGACCAUCACUUGGACUCCUCCUGAAUCGGACGGUGGUAGUCCAGUUACAGGGUUCGUGGUAGAACGCAAGGAGAAGACUUCAUCUCGAUGGGUCCGUGUUACAAAGGAGACAGUUACUGAGACAACACUCACAGUGACUGGUCUGACCGAGGGUUCUGAGUAUCAGUUCAGGGUCAUUGCUGAGAACCUAGCAGGUCCUGGACCAGCUAGUGAACCCUCCGAUUUGCAGAAGGCCAAGUUGCCGUUCGAUGUUCCCACUGCACCUGGAAAACCAGACAUCACCUCUGCGGACAAGACUGAGAUGGAGCUUACCUGGACUAUACCAGAAUCCGAUGGUGGUAGCCCGAUCACUGGCUACACCAUCGAGAAGAAGGAGAAGACUGGAAAGUGGACAAAGGCCAUCAAAACUGUUGUCACAGAGACAACAACUACUGUUACAAAAUUGAUCGAGAAGAAGGAAUACCAGUUCAGGGUAGCAGCCAUCAACUUAGCAGGAACCGGUCCUUUCAGUGAACCAUCGGACAACAAAAUGGCAAAGGCACCUUAUGAUGUGCCAGGUCCACCUUCCAAGCCUACCACUGAAAACAUCAACAAGACCACAAUCACCAUUACCUGGACACCGCCAGAAAAUGACGGUGGUUCUCCAGUUACUGGUUACAUAGUUGAAAAGUGCGAGGGGGCCAGAGGUCGCUGGGUCAAGUGCAAUAAAGAUCUGGUGACUGAAUUGACACUGACCAUCUCUGACCUGCAUGAGGGUAACGACUACCAGUUCAGAGUGUCAGCUGAGAACGCAGCAGGUGUUGGUCAACCAGGUCCGCCAUCAGAUACUGUUAAGGCUAAGCUGCCAUUUGACGCCCCUGGAGCACCAGGCAAACCACAGGUUACUGAGUACAACAUCACCAAGAUGACCAUCACAUGGUCUCCUCCUGAAUCAGACGGUGGUAGUCCAGUUACAGGGUUCGUGGUAGAACGCAAGGAGUCGACUUCAUCUCGAUGGGUCCGUGUCACAAAGGAGACAGUUACCGAGACAACACUCAUAGUAACUGGUCUAACUGAGGGUUCUGAGUACCAGUUCAGAGUCAUUGCUGAGAACCUAGCAGGUCCUGGACCAGCGAGUGAGCCCUCCGACCUGCAGAAGGCCAAGCUACCUUUCGAUGCUCCUUCAGCUCCCGGAAAACCAGAAGUGACUUCCGCAGACAAAACCCAAAUGGAACUCACAUGGGCUGUACCUGACUCUGACGGUGGAAGUCCAAUUACAGGAUACAUUAUCCAGAAGAAGGAGAACACUGGUAAAUGGACACAAUCCCUCAAGACAACCACUACUGACACUACAGCCACGAUCAAGAGUCUGAUCGAGAAGAAGGAAUAUGAGUUCCGUGUCGCAGCUGUGAACCUUGCUGGCACCGGUCCCUUCAGCGAGCCAUCAGAUUACCAGAUUGCAAAAGCACCAUAUGACGUUCCUGGUCCACCCGGUAAGCCAACUAUUUUGGAAGUGGACAGCACAUCAAUGACAAUAACCUGGACACCACCUGAAACUGAUGGCGGCUCCCCAGUCACAGGCUAUGUGGUGGAGAAGAGAGACCGUGUGUCAUCCAGAUGGACAAAGGUCAAGGAGACAUCAAUCGAGGAGGUUGUCUACACGAUCAUCGACCUCAAGGAAGGUAACGAUUACCAGUUCAGGGUUUCGGCUGAGAACAAGGCUGGUGUUGGCAAACCUAGUGAGCCAUCAGACCAGCGCAGAGCCAAACCUCCAUAUGAUGUGCCAGGACCACCAGGAAUUCCAGACAUCAGUGACGUUGACAAGAAUCGCAUGACCCUGACAUGGACACCACCUACUGAUGAUGGUGGCGCUAAAAUUCUGGGCUAUAUAGUCGAGAAGUGUGAUGCUGAUCGGAAACGUUGGACCAAGGCCCACAAAGAGGACCUGGUCACUGAACUUACCCUCACUGUCUAUGACCUAACAGAGGGUACAAACUACAUGUUUAGGGUCAGCGCAGAAAACGCUGCAGGUGUUGGAGAGUCCAGUCCAGCCACCCAACCGAAGAAGGCAAAACCACCUUAUGAUGAGCCGGGCCCACCUCCUCCUCCAACACCAACCCACGUGGACCGUACCUCUAUCCACCUCACCUGGUCACCUCCAGAUGAUGAUGGCGGAUCAGAGGUCACGGGCUACAUCCUCGAGAAGAGAGACAAGGCUCGGAACAAGUGGACCAAGGUCAAUAAGGAACCUGUCCCUGAGAUUAGCUUCACAGUCACUGGACUGACAGAGGAUGCCAUCUAUGACUUCCGCGUCAGUGCCGUGAACAAAGCCGGUGAAGGCCCACCAAGUCUGCCUUCUGAUACGCUCAAGGCCAAACUUCCAUUUGAUGUUCCAGGGGCACCUAGCACACCUGUUCCAUCUGACAUCACCGAGACAUCUGUCCAUCUUGAAUGGUCACCUCCUUCCAACAACGGCGGUGCAGAAAUCACUGAGUAUAUCGUUGAGCAAAAGGACCGAUUCUCCUCCCGCUGGACUAAGGCUGGCGAGACACCAGGAGAUACUGUUACAAUCACCCUCAAAGACCUAAAGGAAGGCAAUGAAUACCAGUUCAGAGUGAUUGCUGUGAACCCAGCUGGGCCCGGUAGUCCCAGCGAUGCCUGCAAACCAUUUGUUGCCAAGCCUCCAUAUGAUGUACCUGAUGCACCAGGUAAACCAGCACCCUCUGACUUGUCUCCGACCUCUGUGACCUUGACCUGGACACCUCCACCAUCUGAUGGUGGAAGCCCCAUCACAGGCUACACAGUAGAGAUGAAGGAUAAAUUCAGCACCCGUUGGACAAAGGCCACCAGGGAACUGAUCUCAGAGACCACCGUUGUUCUGCCUGAUCUGAAGGAGAAAGAGGAGUACCAGUUCAGAGUGAUUGCAGAGAACAAGGCUGGACAAAGCAAACCUAGUCCAGAGCUUCACGUGACUGCCAAGUAUCCAUUUGAAACACCUCAAGCACCAACUAUUGACAAUGUCACAAGAGAGUCUCCCACCUCUGCUACCAUGAAGUGGUCCCCACCAAAAUCUGAUGGAGGAUCUGAGAUCACCGGCUACGUCUUGGAGAAGAAGGAGAAGAUGUCUCCACGAUGGUCUCCUGUAAUCGAAUCUGAAACUGAGACCUCAUUCACGGUGAAAGGACUACCUGAUGGCGAGAAUGUGGAGUUCAGAGUCAGCGCUGUCAACAAAGCUGGCACUGGAAAACCAAGUCAAGUUGCAACAUUAUCUGCCAAGCCACCAGGAGCUCCUGACGCACCGGAAGUCAGUGACAUCGACAGAACAUCAGCAACGGUGACAUGGACAGUUCCCUCAUCGGAUGGCGGUAGUACAAUCACAGGUUACACCAUAGAGCGAAGAGAAAAGGGAAGGGAUCGCUGGACGAGGGUGAACAAAAGCCUGGUGAAGGACACUACCUUGAAGGUCAACGAUCUCACGGAGAAGAACCAGUAUGAGUUCAGAGUAAUUGCUGAAAACAAAGUAGGUCCUGGAGAACCCAGCAACCCAUCUGCAAGAUUUACGGCCAAGGCUCCAUUUGAUGAACCGGAGGCUCCCUACUCUCUUGCUGCAUCUGACAUCACGCCAACGUCCGCUACAUUGUCAUGGCUACCACCAGACUCCGAUGGAGGCAGUCCCAUCCUGGGCUACACUCUGGAGACCAAGGACAGAUUCAGCUCUCGCUGGACUAAAGUCAACAAGGGUCUACUCCAGGAGACCUCCUUCAAAGUCACUAACCUCGAGGAGAACAAUGAGUAUGUUUACCGCGUCAUCGCCGAGAACAAGGCUGGCCCAAGCAAGCCAAGUAAUGAAUGCAAGUUCAUUGCAAAACACCAGUUCGAAACACCUGAAGCACCUGGAAACGUGGUUGCCAAGGAUACGACCCCGACCUCUACUGUCAUCACCUGGAGAGAGCCCUCAUUCGAUGGUGGAAGCCCUAUCACGGGUUACACCGUCGAAAUGAAGGAGCCUUACAGCACAAGAUGGACUCCUGCAAACAAAGAACCAAUCGAAGAGACGACAUUCCUGGUGAAGAGGUUGAAGGAGAAUGAGAACUACCAGUUCCGUGUUGUGGCCCAUAACCUAGCUGGGCCAGGCAAACCGAGUCAAUCGGUUAAUGUGACUGCGAAAUAUCCAUUUGAGGCUCCCAAACCACCAACUCCCCCAGAAGUGAAACGUCUAUCUCCAACGUCAGUCCAGUUGAACUGGAGUGCACCUACAUCCGACGGUGGCUCAGAGGUCACUGCCUACAUUGUUGAAAAGAAAGACAAGUCUGGACGAUGGACACCCGUGACAUCGGACUCCAUCGAAGACACAUCAUUCACUGUCAAGGGAUUGAAAGAAGGAGAAGACGUGGAGUUCAGGGUCAGUGCUGUCAACAAGGCAGGCACUGGUAAACCAAGUGAGGUGACUGUCAUUGCAGCCAAGCCACCAAGUGCCCCUAGCAAACCUGAGGUCACGGAUAUCCAGAAGACAUCUGCAGUAGUCACUUGGACAGCACCUAAGAAUGAUGGCGGCAGUCAGGUGACAGGCUACACCGUGGAGAAGAGAGAGAAGGGACGUGACCAAUGGGUACGAGUCAACAGGAAACCUGUUACUGAGACCACCAUGAAGGUACCUGAUCUCGUGGAAAAGAACAACUAUGAGUUCAGGGUGAUCGCAGAAAACAGGGCUGGACCCGGAGAAGCAAGUGAUGCCUCUGCAAGCUUUACUGCUAAAGCACCAUUUGAUGAGCCAAGUGCACCUGGUGUACCAAAGGCCUCCAAUAUCACGCCGACCUCUGUGACCCUCUCAUGGACAGCUCCUGAUUCUGAUGGUGGUAGCCCAAUCACUGAAUACAUCCUCGAAUCCAAAGACAAGUACAGCUCCAAGUUCAGCCCAGUCACCAGAGACACCGUUACUGAUCUCACAUUCACUGUGAAGAACCUGAAGGAGAAUGGCGAGUACCAGUUCAGGGUUAUCGCUCAGAACAAAGCUGGACCUAGUGAACCAAGUAGAGAGACAAAGGUCGUUGCCAAAUAUGAAUUUGAGGUACCUCAAGCACCAAGUGCUCCAGAAGUCAGGCGUCUUUCACCAACAUCUAUCCAACUCGACUGGACUCCACCCUUUGCAGAUGGUGGUUCUGAUAUCACCGGUUACAUCAUUGAAAAGAAAGAGAAGUCUGGUCGCUGGACACCUGUGUCAUCGGACUCCGUCGAUGGUACCACCUUCACAGUUAAAGGUCUUCCAGAUGAUGAGGAUGUCGAGUUCAGAAUCAGCGCUGUCAACAAGGCUGGUCAAAGCAAACCAAGUCAAGUGACCGUCUUGACUGCCAAACCUCCAGGGGCUCCAGGAAGACCCGAAGUCAGCGAUAUCAACAAGACCUCUGCAACAGUGACAUGGAAGCCAUCCUCUUCAGAUGGAGGCAGCACCAUAACUGGCUACAUUGUGGAGAAGAGAGAGAAGGGACGAGACCGUUGGGUGCCUGUCAACAGGAAACCCAUCAAUGCCGUCACCAUGAAGGUCACUGAUCUUACAGAGAAGACUGACUAUGAGUUCAGAGUGAUUGCAGAAAACAGGAUAGGACAGGGACAGCCUAGUGAACCAUCAGCAAAGUUCAUUGCAAAGUCUCCAUUUGAUGUGCCUACUGCACCUGGAGCGCCCAAGGCCUCAGACAUCACUCCAACAAGCCUAACUCUCACCUGGACCCCACCCACUGAUGAUGGCGGAAGCCCUAUCACCAACUUCAUCAUUGAAUGGAAGGAUAAAUUCAGUACUCGCUUCACCAUUUUCAAGAAAGAUUUAUUCGUUGAGCUCACAUUCAAGGUGACUGGUUUGAAGGACAAGACUGAGUAUACCUUCAGGAUCAUUGCAGAAAACAAAGAGGGCCAGAGUGAACCUAGCAAAGAGACAGUGGUCGUUGCUAAGUAUGGAUUUGACAUCCCUCAAGAACCUAGUGCACCCGAGGUCAAGCGACUCUCUCCAACAUCAGUUGAGCUCUCUUGGACACCUCCAAGAUCUGACGGUGGUGCGGACAUCACAGGCUACAUCUUGGAGAAGAAGGACAAGUCUGGUCGCUGGACUCCUGUCACAGACUCCGUCGACGGAACAUCUUUCACUGUCAAGGGUCUGAAAGAAGGAGAGAAUGUUGAGUUCCGCGUCAGUGCCGUCAAUAAAGCAGGACAAAGCAAACCAAGUGAAGUGUCGCUGGUAGCGGUUAAGCCCCCAGGUCCACCUGGUAUGCCAGAGGUCAGUGAUGUUGACAAGAACUGCGUAACACUCAACUGGACACCACCUACCUCAGAUGGAGGAAGCACUAUCAUUGGAUACACUGUGGAGAAAAGGGAAAAGGGCAGAAGCUGGAUCAGGGUCAACAGAACUCUGGUAAACGAGACUACAAUGACAGUAUCUGACCUUGUUGAGAAGAAUGACUAUGAGUUCAGGGUCAUUGCUGAGAACAAGGUUGGACCAGGAGAACCCAGUAAUCCUUCCAUCAAAUUUGUAGCCAAGGCUCCAUUUGAUGUUCCUGCUGCUCCUGAUGCUCCCGAGCCAUCUAACGUCACACCGACCACUGCCACCCUGACGUGGACUCCGCCCAAGCGAGAUGGUGGUAGCCCCAUCACCGGAUACAUCCUGGAGAUGAAGGACAGGUUUGCCACUCGAUGGACACAGGUCAACACAGACUCCAUGACUGAGGUCACGUGUACACUGAAAACCCUCAAGGAAGGGACAGAGUAUCAGUUCAGGGUCAUCGCUGUCAACAAGGCUGGGCAGAGCAAACCCAGCGCGGAAACAGUAGUCAUUGCGAAGCAUCCAUUCGAUGUUCCAGAUGCUCCAACAAUUGAUGACGUGUCCCGAAUCUCAGAAACAUCAGCUAAGAUCAAGUGGACACCGCCAAGUAAUGAUGGUGGUGCUGAAAUCUCCGGCUACAUCAUCGAGAAGAAGGAUCGUCUCGCCGUGAAAUGGUCCCCUGUUAUUGAAGACACCCUCGACAACACCUCCUUCACCGUAAAGAACUUGAGAGAAGGGGAGGAUGUUGAAUUCAGAGUCAGUGCCGUCAACAAGGCAGGUACUGGCAAGCCAAGUUCUAUAGCUACAUUGGCAGCCAAGCCACCUGGCCCACCCGGUGUCCCAGAGGCAAGCAAUAUCGACAAGAUAUCAGCAACGCUCACCUGGACUCCUCCUGAAUCAGACGGAGGCAGUAAGGUGACUGGAUAUAUUGUGGAGAAGAGGGAGAGGGGACUAGACCGCUGGAUGAAAGUCAACAGAGCUCCUGUGAAGGAUGUUACUCUGAAGGUCUUAGAUCUGACAGAGAAGAAACACUAUGAAUUCAGGGUCACUGCUGAGAAUAAGGCUGGUCUUGGAGAGCCAAGUGAUUCCGUCUCCUUUAUUGCAAAGCCACCGUAUGAUGUCCCAGGAGCACCAAGUACACCUGUUGCAUCUGAUAUCAGCCCGACAUCUGCAACACUCAGCUGGUCGCCACCUUACUCAGACGGUGGUAGUCCAAUCACCUCUUACACCAUAGAGAUGAAGGACCGAUUCAGCUCUCGCUGGACCAAGGCCAAGGAUAUGGUGACUGAGGAAACCUUCCAGUUAAACAGCCUGAAGGAAAACAAUGAGUACCAGUUCAGGGUGAUUGCAGAGAACAAGGCUGGACCGGGUGAACCUAGUCCUACCGUCAAUGUCACAGCCAAGUACGAGUUUGACACACCACAAGCCCCUGCUGAACCAGAUGUGAGGCGCACUUCACCAACAUCUGUUGAGUUAUCAUGGGUAAAGCCCAAGUCUGAUGGUGGUUCCAAGAUCAAGGGUUACAUCAUCGAGAAGAAGGUCAAAGGUGAACCAUGGACACAGGUGACCACAGAUACUGUUGAUGGCACCUCCUUCACCGUCCGAGGGCUACCUGAGGAUGAGGACGUGGAGUUCCGCAUCAGUGCAGUCAACAAGGCAGGAGCUGGAUCACCAAGCAAUACUGUUGUCAUUGCCUUCAAACCUCCUGGACCUCCUGGUACACCUGAGGUCAGUGAUGUUGAUAAGACAUCAGUAACCUUGACAUGGACACCACCCAAGCUUGAUGGUGGAAGCAAGGUCAUAGGCUACAUCGUUGAGAAGAGAGAAAAGGGUCGCGACCGAUGGGUGCGCAUCAAUAGAAGCCCUGUCAGGGAGGUCACCAUGUCGAUCACAGAUCUGGUGGAGAAGAACGAGUAUGAGUUCCGGGUCAUUGCUGAGAACAAGGUUGGACCUGGAGAGCCCAGCAGCCCUUCAGAAAGAAUUGUUGCUAAAGCACCAUACGAGGUUCCUUCUCCACCAAAAUCCCUGAAGGCAACGGACCUGACACCCAUUUCUGUCACACUCAACUGGUCUGCUCCCUUAUCGAAUGGAGGUAGCCCGAUUGUUGGCUAUACCAUUGAGAUGAAGGAUAAGUUCAGUACACGCUGGACCAAUGUCUCAGAGCAUAUGGUGACCACACUGUCUCUUAAUGUGCCAAACCUGAAGGAGAAGAAUGAUUACCAGUUCCGUGUCAUUGCACACAACAAGGCUGGGCCAGGUCAACCAAGCGAGCCAAUCAGUGUUACUGCCAAGUUCCCAUUCAAUGCACCAGAAGCACCUUCGCCUCCAUCCAUAGAGCGCAUUUCACCAACAUCAGUCAAACUCGCAUGGAGCCCACCCAAUUCCGAUGGUGGUGACAAAGUCACUGGUUACAUCAUUGAGAAGAAGGAUCGCUUCUCCGGCAGAUGGACACCAGUAACCAAAGACAUCAUCGAUGACACAAAUUUCACCAUCAAAGGACUUAAGGAAGGCGAGGAGGCUGAGUUUAGAGUUGUCGCAGUCAACAAGGCUGGCUCUGGAAAACCAAGCCAGACCACUGUACUUGCAGCAUUACCACCUGGACCACCAGAAUCACCAUCCAUCAGUGAUGUCAAGCAGACUUCAGUAACGCUAUCUUGGACUCCACCAGAAUCAGAUGGAGGUAGUAAGAUCAUUGGAUACAUUGUGGAGAAGAAGGACAUGGGCCGCUGGGUAAAAGUUAACCGAUCCCCUGUCAGGGAAACGACUAUGGUGGUGACGGACUUGGUGGAGAAGAGUGAAUACGAGUUCAGAGUCAUGGCUGAAAACAAAGUUGGAGUUGGUGAACCAAGUGCGCCUUCAUCUAGAGUUGUGGCUAAGCUGCCUUUCGAUGUACCCGACAAGCCUGAUCAGCCUGAUGUCACAGACAUUGAUAAGAAUGAAAUGACUGUGAAAUGGUCUUCGCCAUAUAGCGACGGAGGUUCCAAAAUCACAGGAUACAUCGUCGAGAUGAAAGAGCCAUACUCAUCUAGAUGGUCACAAGUGACAAAAACCACAGACUUUACAUUCAAGGUGACUCGUCUGACAGAGGGUAAAGAUUACCAGUUCAGGAUAAUUGCUGAGAACAAGGCUGGCCAGAGUCAGCCAAGUGAACCAUCAAGAACAUUCACUGCCAAGUUACCUUUCGGUGUUCCUGGCGCCCCGGACACACCUGAAUUGACCGACAUCAAGGACUUCUCACUAACAGUGAAGUGGUUAGCUCCUACAUCCGAUGGUGGCUCACCCAUCCUGGGGUACUUUGUAGAGCAGAAAGACCAAUUCAGCACCCGUUGGCAGCGUGUCAAAUCAUCCCCGAUCCUGGACCUCAAGUUCACUGUCACCAACGUACAGGAUGAUGCCGAGUGCGAGUUCCAUGUCAUUGCCAUCAACAAGGCAGGCGAAGGGAAGCCGUCACCAUCUGUCUCCCUGACCUUCAGGCUACCUGGUCCUCCAGGAACGCCAGAGGUAUACAACCCCUCUGACAAGUCUGUUGACCUGAGAUGGACUCCUCCAACAGAACAAGGAGGAACCAGAAUAAUUGGUUACUUCAUUGAGAAGUGUGAAGUCGGCAAGGACAACUGGGUGAGGAUCAACCGCUCGUCCAUCAGGGAAGCUAACUACGUUGUUGGCGACUUGACGCUGAACUGCAGGUUUAAAUUCCGUGUCUGUGCAGAGAACAGAGCCGGUGUGGGACCCCCAAGCGAUUAUUCUGAGUCUGUCCUCAUCAAACUGCCCUACGAUGUCCCUGAAUCCCCUGACACUCCCAAAAUCUCCGAUGUCACCAAUGAUUCAAUGGUGAUCAGCUGGCAACCACCCUACUCUGACGGAGGAAGCAAAGUCACUGAAUAUAUCAUUGAGAAGAAAGAACCUUACAGCUCCAAGUGGGUCCCAGUUACCAAGACAAGAGACCUGAGCUACAAGAUCACUGGUCUGAAGGAGAAUGGGGACUACGAGUUCAGAGUUGCCGCCGUGAAUAAGGCAGGGGCCAGUGAAUUUUCAGUACCUACGCCGUCAACCAAGGCUAAACUACCCUACGAUGUACCAUCACAGCCACACUCAUUGAAGAUCGCUGAUGUCAGUCCUACAUCACUUACAUUGGAAUGGAGUGAGCCUGAUAGUGAUGGUGGUGAUAACGUAUCGGGAUACAUUAUUGAAAAGAAAGACAGGUUCAGUCCUCGAUGGACCCCUGUCAACCAGACCGCUAUCUCUGACACAAAGUUCAAGGUUACAGGCCUCAAGGAUGGGCAAGACUGCGAGUUCCGUGUGGUCGCCAAGAACAAGGCCGGAGCCAGUCAGCCUAGCAGUGUGGCCACAUUCUCCAUCAAGCCUCCCGAUGCACCGUCGCGACCUGACAUCAAGAAGGUCACCGAGAACUCCGUCACCUUGUCCUGGUCACCACCAGAAUCCGAUGGAGGAAGCCCUGUGACCAGCUACAUCGUUGAGCGUCGUGAGCCUGAUAGGGAUUACUGGGUCAAGGCCACAAGAUAUCCCAUCACUGACACUACCUUCACAGUCCAGGAUCUUACUCCUAAACACAAGUAUGAGUUCAGAGUGAUUGCUGAAAAUAAAGCCGGGCUUGGAGGAGCUAGUGAGGCUAGCAAAUCCGUCAUCGCUAAGCCGCCAUAUGAUGUACCCGAUGUUCCUGUGGACUUGGAUGUUACCAACAUCACGAAGAACAGCGCUGAACUCUUCUGGAAUCCACCCAUGGAUGACGGAGGAAGCCCCAUCACAAACUACGUCGUUGAGAUGAAGGACAAGUUCGGUGUCAGGUGGACAUCACUUGGCAAGCCCACCAAGACGAGCUUCAAGGUCACCAACUUGAAAACUGGAUCUGAAUAUGAGUUCCAGGUCCGAGCCGAAAACAAGGCUGGAGAAGGAGAGCCGAUUCAGUCAACCAAGCCUAUUGUGGCAAAGGAUGCUUAUGAUGUACCUGAUGCACCAGAAAAACCAGAACCAAGCAGCCUCACAGAGACCUCUGUCACCCUCACUUGGUCGCCGCCCGCUUCUGAUGGUGGUAGCCAAAUCACAGGCUACAUUGUUGAGAAGAAAGAAGACUUCAUGACACGCUGGGUUAAUGCUACACGAGAUGCCAUCCACAAGACCACAUUGACCCUGAAUGACCUCAGAGAGGGGUCAGAAUACACCUUCCGGGUCAUUGCCGAGAAUAAGGCUGGCCAGAGUAAACCUAGUGAACCAUGCAGACCAUUCAAGGCUAAGAAGCCAUAUGGUGUACCUGAUACUCCAGGGUCACCCGAAGCAUCGAACAUCACCGAGACUUCUGCAACGCUGAACUGGAAAGCACCUACUUCAGAUGGUGGCAGUCCAAUCACGAACUAUGAGAUUGAGAAGCGUGAAGGUGCGUCUGGACGCUGGACCACGUGCAACAGGUUUGACGUGAGCGAGACAUCAUUCACUGUCCGGGACUUGAGAGCAGGUCAUGAGUACUCUUUCCGUGUGGCAGCCGUUAACAAAGCUGGAUCCGGUAAACCAAGUGUGCCUUCAGAAACCUUCAAGGCACAACCACCCUAUGCUGCCCCUGAAGCACCAUCAGCCCCUGUCAUCGAGGAAGUCACUGCCAACUCCGUUAAGUUGUCAUGGGAACCACCAAGACUGGAUGGAGGUAGUCACAUCAUCGACUAUGUGGUGGAAAAGAAAGAUGCCUUCAGCAUCCGUUGGACAGAGGUCAACCGGACACCAGAGACCACGUUCACGGUGCCCAAGCUGAAAGAGGGUGACGCUGUACAGUUCAGGGUGACCGCCGUGAACAAGGCUGGACCAGGCAAACCGAGCCAGUCUUCAGUCACUGUCACAUUGAAACCUGAAUUCACUGUUCCUGAGGCGCCCUCUCAACCAACCGCUGUAGAGGUGGAUGCUGUAUCCAUCACAGUGAGGUGGUCAGCACCUAAGAACGAUGGAGGUAGCCGCAUCACCAACUACAUCCUAGAGAUGAAGGAACAGUUUUCGUCAUUCUGGAAGCGUGUGUCUACCAAAGAGAGUUCUGAACUGACAUACCAGGUGACAGGACUGAAGGAGAACCAGACCCUUGAGUUCCGCGUGAUAGCAGUGAACAAGGCAGGAGAGGGCAAACCUAGCUCAGUGGGUGGACCUUUCACAACCAAGGCUACCUACACUGUCCCAUCUGCGCCAGGUGCACCUGAUGUCAGCAACGUGAAGGCCACCUCCAUGGCUGUGACCUGGACAAAGUCCAUCUCGGACGGAGGCAGCCCGAUCACCGGCUACGUUCUGGAGAAGUGCGACGUCAGCACAGGACGCUGGGUACCUGUCAAUCGGGUUCCACUCAGGGAGACCAGUCUCGUUGUGGACCAAUUGAGGGAGAAGUCAGAGUACUGCUUCCGGGUUGUGGCGCACAAUGUUGCAGGGGAGAGCAAACCAAGCGAACCUUCCAAGGCAUAUAUUGCCAAGCCACCAUAUGGUCUUCCUGAUGCCCCAGCCAAGCCAGACAUCACCAACAUCGACGCCAAGCAGAUCACCCUUGCCUGGUCCCCUCCUUGGUCUGAUGGCGGUUCUCCAAUCAUCGGCUACCAGAUCGAGAAGAAGGACAGGUAUUCGGUCCGUUGGACACGUGCAACCCGCGAGACAAUCCACGAUAUGCAGUAUACGCUGCGUGAGUUAACGGAAGGUGGAGAGGUCGAGUUCAGAGUUGCGGCAGAGAACAAAGCUGGAGUUGGACCAUUCAGUGACACUACAGGCACUGUGAUCGCAAAGAGUCCAUUCGAUGUUCCAUCAGCACCAGGCACACCAAAGAUCUCUGACAUCACCGGAACAUCUCUGGUCCUAACCUGGACCCCACCAUCCUCGGACGGCGGUACGGAGAUCACCAACUUCAUUAUAGAACUGCGUGAUAGGUAUGGACGCUGGACCCGAGUGAACCGAACUCAGGUUCUCAAAACCGGGUUUAACGUGAUGAAUCUAUCUGAAGGUGACAGCUAUGAGUUCCGAGUGACAGCGGAGAACAAGAUGGGUGUCGGAAAACCUAGUGACUCGACCCAGAAGGUCACCGCUAAGCCACCAUACAGCCAACCUGCAGCUCCGAACGAACCCCAGAUCUCCAACGUAACGGCCGACUCCGCCACCUUGACUUGGUCUCCCCCCAGGGACGAUGGCGGAAGCUCCAUCACCGGGUACUUCAUCGAGAAGAAGGACAAGUUCAGUCCACGAUGGACUAGGGUCAACCACGAUGCAGUGACAGAUACCAAGUUCACUGUUCCAGCCCUAGUCCCUGGUGAGGAGUACCAGUUCAGGGUGGUGGCGCAGAACAAGGCCGGUGCUAGCAAACCGAGCGAACCCACGGAAUCAACCCUCGUUAGAUCACCGUUCAACGAACCUGGAGCACCGGGUGCCCCUGAAACAAGCAACGUCACCGAAACGACCUUGACCCUGACCUGGACCCCGCCCUUCUCUGAUGGUGGAAGCCGUAUCACCGGCUACUAUGUGGAGAAGAAGGAUCGUAUGUCUCUCAGGUGGAGUCCUGUCAACUUUGAGUCAACCGAGGAUACCAAACUCAAGGUAACGGGAUUAACUGAAGGAACGGAGUAUGAGUUCAGAGUCGUGGCAGAAAAUGAUGCUGGCCGCAGUAAACCCAGCGCACCCAGCUACCCAGUGAAGGCAAAGUCACCAUUCGAUCUCCCAAGUGCACCUGGCACUCCAUCCAUCUCGGACAUCUCCUCCACCAACAUGACCCUCCGUUGGGCCCCGCCCGAAUCAGACGGAGGAACGGUAAUCAUCACCUUCAUCGUGGAGCGCAGAGAGCAGUUCUCAACACGAUGGGUCCAGAUUAGUCGCUUUGACUUCACAGAGACCACAUUCUCUGUGACUGGCCUCAAGGAUGGCAAUGACUACGAGUUUAGGGUUGCUGCUAAGAACAAGAUCGGUAUUGGUAAAUUCAGCGAGCCAACAAGACCAACAAAAGCCAAGGAGCCAUAUGAUGUUCCAGAGUCACCCAGCACCCCAGAUGUCAGCAACAUCACAGGAGAGUCCAUGACCCUGAACUGGACAGCCCCACGCACCGACGGAGGCAGUCCAAUCACAGGCUACGUCAUUGAGAAGAGAGAGCCUGGACGGAGUGGAUGGACGGUGGUCAAUCGGUCACCCAUCACCAGUCUCUCCUGCGUGGUGCCCAACCUCAGGCAGGGAGCGGAGUACGAGUUUAGGGUGAUUGCAGAGAACAAAGCUGGUCUGGGACGCCCAAGCCAGGUUACACAUCCUUUCACUGCCAAGCCCCUUACAGUAACUACACCAGGCAUUCCAGAUCAACCUGAGGUAGAGGACGUCACAGCGACCACCAUCACCAUCUCCUGGAGCCCACCAUCCUAUGACGGUGGCAGCAAGAUCACUGGCUACACCAUCGAGUCCAAGAGCGAUGCCACCAUGCGUUGGGUGAAGAUCGAGAGCACUGUACCGGACACCACGUACACUGCUGCAAGGCUGAAGGAGUUAUCAGAGUACCAGUUCAGAGUUGCAGCUAUCAACAAGGCAGGACGUGGCGACUUCAGCAAACCAUCCCGCCCUGUUACAUGCAAACCACCCUAUGACCCACCUCCUCCACCUGAUGCCCCAGACGUGUACAACAUCACUCCGACCAGUGCCGCUCUGACGUGGUCAACCCCACGCCAGGAUGGAGGAUCCCCCAUCACAGGUUAUGUGAUAGACAAGAAGGACAAGUAUUCUACUCGUUGGGUCAAGGCUGAUGAAGUACCUGCUGGUACUACAGAUUUCACCAUCAAGGGUCUCCAGGCGGGCAAUGACUACGAGUUCAGAGUGAGCGCAGUCAAUGCAGCAGGAGUCGGCAAGCCUAGCGCACCCUGUGAAAGAUUCACUGCAAAGGCCCAAUACGGUGUUCCUGAUGCACCAAGCCCACCUUCCGUCUCGGAUAUCACACCAUCAUCCAUGACUCUGUCAUGGGAACCACCUGCAUCGGACGGUGGUAGCACCGUCACAGGGUACAUCGUGGAGAAGAGGGAAUGCCCUGUGGGUCGCUGGGUCCCUGUCAACCGUGCUCCAGUCAAGGAGACGACCUUCAAGGUCAAUGACCUAUCAGAGGAUAGGAAAUAUGAGUUCAGGGUCAGCGCAGAGAAUGCAGCAGGUGUUGGCAAACCAAGCGAGGUGUCUCUACCACGAGUUGCCAAGUCACCAUAUGAUGCUCCAAGUGCACCAGGCCGCCCAACAGCAACCAACGUAGACUCCACAGAGCUGGUCCUCGAAUGGACCGCACCUGUCGCUGACGGUGGCAGUGCAAUCACCAACUACGUCAUCGAGGCCAGGGACAAGUUUGGUCUCCGUUGGUCAAAGAUCAACCGCCAGACAGUCACUGACACAACUUUCAAGGUGACUGGACUAAAACCCAAUGAUGAGUAUCAGUUCAGAGUCAUUGCUGAGAACAAGGUCGGUCUAGGAAGACCAAGCGACAAUACCGAGCCCAUCGUAGCGAAACCUCCUUAUGACACUCCUGACGCACCAGAAAGUGUCCAAGUAACAGGAACCACAGCCUCCUCCGCCAGUCUUGAAUGGAGUCCUCCGUUCUCUGACGGCGGUUCACCAGUCACUGGCUACUUUGUAGAACGCAAGGAUCAGUACAGUGCCAGGUGGACACGUGUCAACAGAGUUCCCGUCACAGAGACGAACAUGGUUGUUGGAGACCUCAAAGAAGGCCUACAGUACCAGUUCAGAGUCUGCGCCGAGAACCGGGCAGGUAUUGGUCGGUCCAGUGACUCAACUAAACCAACAGUAAUCAAGGAUCCAGUUGAUGCGCCAUCAGCACCCCUUGAGCCAACUAUCGCCAGCAUAACCGCAGACUCUGCUACCCUAACAUGGACAGCACCUACCCGAGACGGCGGUUCCGCUGUCACAGGGUACAUUGUAGAGCGCAAGGAUCCCUACACUGCACGCUGGACACCCAUAGAGAGGUGUACAGACACCAAUUGCAAGAUCUCAGGACUUAAAGAGGGUAAUGAAUACCAGUUCCGAGUGUUGGCUACCAACAAGGCGGGCCAGAGUGCACCAAGUAACCCAUCACAACCCAAGGUUGCUAAAUCACCCUAUGAUGUUCCUGAAGCCCCAAGCAAACCACAGGUAGCAGAAGUAAAGGCAACAUCAGUAACACUCAAGUGGCGUCCGCCAGGCAGUGAUGGUGGCUCUCCUGUAACCGGAUAUGUCGUGCAGAAGAAGGAACGACUGGCACUUCGCUGGACACCAGUCAAUACCACACCAGUGGGCGAUACUAUCUUCACAGUCACCGGACUCACUCAGAAAUCGGAGUAUGAGUUCAGGGUGGUAGCCGCAAACAAGAAGGGCUUCGGCCAACCAAGUGAACCAACCAACUCUGUACUUGUGAAACCUCCCUAUGAUAUUCCAGGAAGACCAUCACCACCAGUUGUCACCGACUUCACCAAGACCAGCGUGACCCUUCAGUGGAACCCACCUGAAUCAGAUGGAGGCAGCCACAUCACGGGCUACGUCCUAGAAAAGAAGGAGGCCUACUCUGUCCGAUGGUUCCCUUGCACGUCGCAGUCCAUCCUCAAACCCGAAUUCACGGUCAAAGACUUGAAAGAAGGAGCGCAGUACGAGUUUAGAGUCAUGGCUCUGAACAAAGCCGGUCUCGGACCACCUAGCGAUGGCUCAGAGUUAGCUACUGCCAAGUCCAAGUUUGGUGUACCUUCUCCACCUGGUGAGCCUACCAUCUCCAACAUCACCGCAAAGUCUGUGACCUUAAACUGGACCGCUCCGUCUUCAGAUGGAGGAAGCCCAGUCACAGGAUACACCGUGGAACGCGCAGAUCGCUUCAGCACCCGAUGGGUACCGGUCAACUCACAUCCUAUCAAGGAUACAAAGAUGGAUAUUCAUGAUCUCCCAGCCACAGGAUCAUAUCAAUUCAGGAUCGUUGCUUGCAAUGCUGCAGGAACGAGCAAACCUACCAACCCAACUGAUUCUAUUGGCAUGGCUGUUGCACCGAAGUUGGAUACCUACAAGUACCACGACACCAUGGUAGUCAGAGUAGGAGCUACGUUCAACCUUGAUGUACCGUUCAAAGCUACACCCAAGCCCACUGUCAAGUGGACCAAAGAUGGCUCCACGCUUCAAGCAUCAUCUCGCAUCAAGAUCGACACAACAGACAGGGAUACCAUUGUCACUAUCAAGAACUGUGUGAGAGAAGAUGAAGGAUCGUUUAAACUCGACGUUUCAAAUACAGCUGGAAGUGAUGCCAUCACAAUCCGUGUCCAAGUUCUGGAUCGCCCAGAGCAACCACGUGGACCUCUGGUCGCCAAAGAUAUCGGCAGCACUGACCUCUUCCUGUCGUGGAAGGAACCAGCAGAUAAUGGUGGCUCACCAAUCACACACUACAUCAUUGAAAGGCGUGAGGAGGAUAGAACAUCGUGGACCAGACUAACAACACGUGCCCUGGAUACUACCGUACGGGUUACAAGUCUACAAGAGGGUGCGUCCUACGUCUUCCGUGUGUUUGCUGUCAACAAGAUCGGUGACAGUGAGCCACUUGAAACGAAGGAAACAAUCAAACUAAAGAAGAAAUACGAUGUACCUGAAGCGCCUAGCAAGCCCCUUGUCACCAACGUGACUUCCGACUCGGUGACCCUAGAAUGGCAUUCACCUAAAUCAGAUGGUGGUGCUCCAAUCUCAGGAUACAUCAUAGAAAAGAAGGAAACAUCCAGCAACUAUUGGUCCAAGGUGACGACCGUAUCCAGCGGGGUGACAUCACACAGGAUUCCUCGUCUUAUGCGCGGUGAGGAGUAUGAGUUCAGAGUCAGCGCUGAGAACAGGGCUGGCCCUGGACCUGCAAGUACACCUUCUGCUCCGAUCAGGGCUGAGGAUACCACAGUUUUACCAAAGUUCAGCGGGCGCUUUGAUGAACCAAUUAUGGCAAAGGUUGGUGAGUCCUUCCGUAUUGAGGUACCCUAUACCGGUAUCCCCACGCCUGCUGUAACAUGGUCAUUCGAUGGCCGACCUCUUAAGCCAUCAGCUCACAUCAGGAUAGAUACCAGUAACCGUGCAUCAACAAUCACCGUGAAGAAUGUAGAAAAGGCCAAUGGAGGGCGCUACACCAUCAACCUGAAGAACACCGCAGGUGCAGAAUCCUUAGAUGUAGAAGUACGUGUGUUUGACCGCCCUGGUCCUCCACGUGGGCCACUUGAAAUGAGCAAUGUCUCAGAGAGCACUGUCACACUUUCAUGGAGCCCGCCCUCUGAUGAUGGCGGCAGUCGCAUCUUCACGUAUGUGGUGCAGAAGCGUGGUGAGAUCGAGACCAAAUGGAAGCACGUCAACAAGGAUUACAUCAUCGAUCUGACGUACAAGGUGACAGGACUGAAGGAGAAUAAGAAGUACCAGUUCCGUGUGCUGGCUGAGAACCAGUAUGGACAGAGCAAACCUCUUGAAGGACAAAGCAUCACACCUCAGGGACAGUACAAUGUUCCCGACCCUCCAUCAGCUCCUAAAGUCACCAACAUCAUUGGAGACUCUGUCACUGUCGGCUGGACUCCACCAUCCAACGAUGGUGGUGCUCCUGUCACAGGGUAUGUCGUCGAGAUGCGACAGACCACAAGUCCACGAUGGAUCAAAGCCACCCUGACCCCGACCCCUGACACGACCUUCAGAGCGUCUCGGUUGAUCCGAGGCACUGAGUAUGAGUUCAGGGUUUGUGCUGUCAAUCGUGCAGGAACAGGCCGUCCAGGCGAGCCGUCAAACACUGUAAUGGUGGAAGAUCCAGCUGUAAAACCAAAAUUCAACCUUGAUGCCCGCUUUGAGAAGGUAAUCACCAUCCGGGCAGGCCACACAUUCCGUAUUGACAUUCCCUACAAAGCCACUCCAACCCCAACUGUAUCAUGGACCCAAAACGGAGACACCGUCCAGAAGUCUAACCGCAUCACCAUCGACAGCAACAACUACGGUACCACACUUACCGCAAGAACAGCUGAGAGAACAGACAGCGGUGAUUAUGUCAUAAGGGCUUCCAACAAGGCAGGAGAGGAUACAGUGACGGUGACAGUGAAUGUCGUUGAUAGUCCGUCACCACCUCAAGGUCCUCUUGCACUUGUCAAGCUGGGUAGCAAUGAGGUGACCCUAUCGUGGAGCCGACCGCGGGAUGACGGUGGUAGUCCAAUUACAGGUUACGUGCUGGAAAAGAGAGAGGGAGGAUAUGGAUCGUGGACCAAUGUCUCCAGUAAGAUCCCAGAUACAACAUUCAGAGUAACCAAACUCACCGAGGACAGAGAAUACCAAUUCCGUGUCAGGGCUGAGAAUAAUCUUGGAGUCAGUGAGCCUCUUGAGAGCGAAAGGAUCAUUCCAAAGGGAGAUUACGAUGUCCCAGAUCAACCUGGCAAGAUCAAGGUGGACACCAUCCAGUCGGACAGCGUCUCCUUGACCUGGUCCAGACCUCAAAGAGAUGGUGGCGCUCCUGUCACUGGAUACAUCGUGGAGAAGCGCGAGAGAGGCCAACCAGAAGCCGGAUGGAACAGGACGAGUUACAAACCCGUCAUGGAUACGACUAUCAGGGUUCCACGCCUGUCCGAAGGCAAGGAAUAUGAGUUCCGCGUCAGUGCUGUCAACAAGGCUGGCAUGAGUACUCCUGCAGCAACUGCAGCUCCUGUUAUCGUGGAGAGACCGUCUUAUGCACCAAAGAUAGAUCUUGGAUCACAAUUCCGCGACGUUAUCACCGUCCGUGCAGGUACCCUCUUCCAUCUCGACGUCCCAAUCUCGGGCACACCUACACCUACAGUCGCAUGGCUGAUGGAUGAGAAGCAGGUUGAUGAUGGAAGACGCAUCAAGGCUUCUACCACAACAUACAGCGCCGUCUUGACAAACAAGGAUGCCCGUAGAACAGACAGUGGCACCUACACCAUCAAGAUCAGCAACAAAGCUGGCACUGAUACUGCAACCAUCAGGGUAGCAGUUCUUGACAAGCCAUCUGCUCCCGAAGGACCCAUCAAGGUUACAAGCAUCACUUGCGACUCGGUCACGCUGGCAUGGGAGCCACCCAAAGACGACGGUGGUGCUGACAUCACUGGAUACAUCUUGGAGAGACGAGAACCAGACCAAUUCCGCUGGACCAGAGUGACAUCCACACUGUCCAGUCCCCGCUAUGCUGUGACGGGACUGAAGGAUGGCAGGAGUUACCUGUUCCGCGUCAGAGCCGUCAGCAAGUACGGGGAGAGUGAACCACUUGAGACAGAGGAUGCCAUUUUGAUCAAGAGUGCCUUUGAAAAACCUCCAGCUCCAGGCGUUCCUAAAGCCUCCAACGUCAGGGAUGACAGUAUCACAUUAUCAUGGCAACCGCCUCACAGUGAUGGAGGAGCUGAGAUCCACAACUAUAUCCUUGAGAUCAAGGAGACCAGAGGAACGAGGUGGUUGAGAGCUACAAGGAAACAGCUCAAGAGCCCGAACUUCAGGGUGACUGGACUGUCAAAGGGAAGGGAGUACGAGUUUAGGGUAGCGGCCGAAAACGAGGCAGGACUGGGCGCAUUCAGCAAAACAUCUGCACCCAUCGUCUCCAAGACACCAAUCGAACUUGCCGAGUUCGUCGAGCCCCUCAAGGACGUCUCCGCCAAGGCGGGUAAGAUAGUUACCUUGGAAUGCCGCAUCUCCAACCCCAAUGCAGAAGUCAAGUGGAUGAAGGAUGGCUUCCAAAUCUUCGGGUACGACCGCGUCAAUGAGAUCAAGGAGGGUCAACGUCGUGCUAUCACCCUCCGCAACGUAGGGGACAGGGAUACCGGGAAGUACUCUUGCGAGUGUGGAAAACAAUCGACCUCCUGCUGGCUCUCUGUGACAGCACCACCCACCAUUGAUGUCAAAGCAUACAAAGACGUUGUCGUCGUCAAAACGGGCAACACACUGCGCCUGCUUGUGCCAUACACAGGAUGUCCUUCCCCCAAGGUGGAAUGGCAUCGCCAUGACGCCCGUAUCAGUGAGGACACCAGGACACACAUAGAGACCCGUGACAACCGCACGCAGAUAACCAUCAGGAACGUUGUCCGUGGCGACACUGGCAAGUUCAGCAUUACGCUGACCAACGAGGCUGGACAAGAAACUGCAAUCAUCCGCGUAAACGUCAUUGACGUACCUGGCCCACCAACUGGCCCACUGGAGAUCACCGAUGUCGGCCGCCACUGUGUAAGCUUGUCUUGGGAACCUCCCAAGGACGAUGGCGGUUCUCCCAUCCAGUCCUAUACCGUCGAACAGCGUGAGGCAAAUCGUAGGAUGUGGACCUCGGUCUCCAACUACGUGUCCCAUGUUCCGUUCACGGUCUCUGGACUGAGUGAGAAAGUGGAGUACGAGUUCCGCGUAUGCGCAGAGAACAUCAAUGGAGUUGGACCACCGCUUCAUGGCAUUGAACCUGUGGUCAUUGUGGCUCCUUAUUCUGUGCCCACACCACCCGGUAAGCCUGAGAUCAGCAAUGUCCAGCGUGACCGCAUGACACUGACCUGGUCAGAGCCCAGCCACGAUGGUGGCAAACCCAUCCAAGGGUACAUCAUCGAACGCCGGGAGAACUUCAGCAAACAGUGGAACCGGGUCAACCGCGACCUCAUCAAAGAUACAACGUUUACGAUCAAGGGCCUGACAGAAGGAAGUAACUACGAGUUCCGUAUCAGUGCAGUCAAUGACACUGGCAUUGGUAACCCAAGUGAAGUCUCGGCACCGCCUAAACUUGCCAGAUCCCCUGCAGGCCGACCCACACCACCCGGUGCUCCCAUCAUCGGCGACAUCACGGCGACCUCAGUCAGCCUCUCCUGGUCAGCACCCUCGACAGACGGUGGUAGCGAGAUCACACACUACAUCGUGGAGCGAAGACUCAAAGGCUCCUAUAUGUGGAUCGACAGGACGGUGGUCCAUGACACAAGCUGUUCCGUCAAUAAUCUCGUCGAGGAUAAGGAGUACACAUUCAGGGUGACGGCUGUAAAUGCUGCCGGCAAUGAGAGCGACCCGAGCAGGGCUUCGGAGUCAUUCGUAGCCGAAUCACAGCUGCCUGGAGCAGCCCCAUCAAUCCUGAUAGAGAUCCAGAAUGCUAUGGUAGCUGAGGGACAGACUGGCAUGUUUAUGUGCAAGAUCUCUGGCGCUCCCAAACCAAAGGUUUCCUGGAUGCAUCAUGGUAGGGAGCUGAUGCCCGGUAGGAAGCACAACAUUACAGAAGAUAAUGGUGUCUUCAAGAUCGUUGUCUUCUCGGUGACCGACUAUGAGACUGGCAUGUACACCAUCAUUGCCAAGAAUAAGCAUGGCUCAGUCAGAUCAUCUGCUGAGCUCCUCAUCCAGAGACCACCUCAGCUAAGCAUUGACCGCCAUCUCCAAGACCUAUCGGUCAGAGCUGGACAGGAGAUCCACAUUCCGGUGACACUGACCUACGGAACACCCAAACCCACAUUCACAUGGCGAAGACACGAUGGUGAAGAGUUGGAUACACGUGGUCGUUACAGCACCAAAGAGCAAGGACGUGUUCAUGACUUUGAACUUCCUGAUCUGGGAGGGAAUCGAUACCCCCUCUCAGGUUUCUACACGCUCAAGACAGAGAAGCUACUGAGAGAAUCCGGAUGCGGCACAACCUGGGCGAACAAUAACUUACUGUCUUCAAAGAAAUUGAGGGUGAAUGUGGUCGGAGGAAUCGCCGAGUUGUAUGUGAAGGAUGCCGAGAGAGAAGAUUCCGGUACCUACACACUGGAAGCAGUGAAUGAGCUAGGACGACACAGCAUCACAGCAAGGGUCAAUGUACUAGACCGACCCGGUCCACCCCAAGGACCAAUCUCCAUCCAGUCCAUCACCAACAACUCUGCUACCUUCACGUGGACCCCGCCCCUUGACGACGGUGGUGCACCAAUCCAGCGUUACCAAGUGUCCAUCCGAGAGUCCAACCGCACCCACUGGCAACCACUCGGCACCUCCUUGCUGCCUAACUUUACGGCUAAGAAGCUGAAGGACAAUACCCACUACGUGUUGAGGGUGACGGCUGAGAACCAGUAUGGCACUAGUAGGCCUCUUGAGAUCAGAGAAGCUAUUCUGGUCAAGAGUCCAUUUGACCCACCAAGUGCUCCAGGCAGGCCAACCAUCAGCAACAUCCAGCGUGACUCUGUCCAUGUCUCCUGGACCGCUCCAUCUUCCGAUGGAGGUUCUUCGAUCACAGGUUACAUCAUCGAGAGACGAGACACCACCAGUCAGAGGUGGAUCAAGGCCAACCACGAGCCCGUCACAACCACCAGUCAUACCCUCAUCAACCUCAGGGAAGAUACAGAGUAUGAGUUCAGGGUCAUGGCUGAGAACAGCAUGGGAGCCAGUGAACCAUCAACUGUGUCUCAGAGAGUGCUGGUCAGAGAUCCAAUCGACACUGUACCUCCCCAAUUUGUCAGCAAACCUCAGAACGCUCAUGUAGCAGAAGGCAAGAGCGUGACCGUUACCUGUCAAGUCAGUGGUUAUCCUGCCCCAGAGGUCAGAUGGUACCGCCUGGGUCGUGAGAUCGCCCAUGGUCGCAAGUUCCAGAUCGGCGGAGACGGCAACAUCCACACCCUCACUGCCAACCAACUCUUCCCAGAGGAUGUGGGAGAGAUCUCUGUCACUGUUACCAACAAGGGUGGAACCAUUACCGACGCAUUUGAGCUCAAUGUGCUUGUCAUGCCCAAGCUCACCUUACCAGCCCGACUCCGCACACCAAUCCACCUUCUCCUGGGCGAGUACAUCAUGCUCAAGGUGCCUUUCAGUGGCACUCCAAGACCCAGCAUCAAGUGGGACAGAGACGGAGAGGACGUGGUGGAUGGAGGUCGCUUUGAGAUCAAGGCCACACCUCAUGAUACCACACUCAUCAUACGUGGAAUUACCAAGGAGGAUGCUGGAAAGUACAGCGUGGUGGCUUCCAAUGAGCUUGGUCAUGAUACCUGCUCCAUCCAAGUCAACAUUCUUAGACAUCCUGAUUCUCCUCGCAACCUUGAAUGCCUGGAGAUCACAUCAGAAGCCAUCCGCCUUGCCUGGAACCCACCCAUCUACGACGGUGGUUCCAACAUCUCCUCGUACAUGGUGGAGAAACGGGAAGUAGGUGUCCUCACCUGGGCCAGGGUCAUCAGCUCCAAGAACACCCAUCACACCGUCAUCAACCUUCGUUCAGAUACCCAGUAUCAGUUCAGAGUCACCGCCUUCAACAUGUAUGGAGCCAGCGAGCCUUGUGAAGCAACUGCUGUUAUCUGCACCAAGUCAUCAAAGGCUGGCAGACCACAGUUUGAGGAUUAUGAAGGAAAACGUCGCUUCUAUGACUCUCUGGUCGACUAUGACAGAGGCCCUCAUCCAUUCGUCAAUAGGGAAGGCUCCAUAUACGAUUACUACCAGAUUCUGGAGGAACUUGGAAGAGGAUCAUAUGGUAUUGUCUACCGAGCCAUCGAGAAGAAAACCCAGAAGACCUGGGCAGCCAAGUUCAUGCGUUGCUUUGGCAAAGAGCGUGACCUGGUCAGGCGAGAGAUUGAGGUCAUGAAGAAGCUCCAUCAUCGUCGUCUUCUCAACCUCCACGAGGUCUUUGAGACCAACGAAGAAAUCAUCAUGAUCCUUGAAUUCUUGUCUGGAGGAGAGUUGUUUGACCGUCUGGUCGAUGAGAACCACAUCCUGACAGAGCCUGAAGUUAUCUUCUACAUGAAGCAGACCUGUGAGGGUGUGAAGCACAUGCAUGAGAGGCACUUGGUCCAUCUUGAUCUCAAGCCUGAGAACAUCAUGUUGUGCGCUCGGAACAGCGACGACAUCAAAAUCAUUGACUUCGGUCUGACCAUGGAGCUCGACCCAGACAAACCUGUCAAGAUCAUGUUCGGUACACCUGAUUUCAUCGCGCCUGAGGUUGUGAAUCACGAACCCAUCGGACUACCGACAGACAUGUGGGCGCUAGGUGUUAUCGCAUACCUCAUGUUGAGCGGUAUAUCACCAUUUGAGGGAGAGACAGACCGUGAAACCCUCAAGAAUGUUGCCACAGGAGAAUGGGACUUUGACGAGGAAGCAUUCGCUGACAUCUCAGAUGAAGGUCUUGACUGGAUCGAGAGGAUCCUCAUCAAGGGGAAAGAGGGAAGAAUGACCAUCCAAGAAGCUCUUGACCAUCCUUGGCUCCAGAUGGAGACUGAUGAGAUGGCCAGACGCCGUGCUCGUCGCCUUGACAACAGCCGACUCCGCAAGUACCGUGACAAAAACGCACCAAAGGGUGCUGGACGAACUGUCAAUGCCAUUGGACAUCUGGCCCAUGGUGGUGCCCUUCGUGAGAUGCACAAGAUGUACCGAGGCAAACCUCUCAUGGAGAGGGAAUGCUACAUGGAUGUCCGCGAUGCAGCACCCAAGUUCAUCAAGCCCUUGGAGAACACCAUGGCGAUCGAAGGUAACGCUGGUCGCUUUGAGUGUGAGGUCUCCGCCCUCUCUGAACCUCUCAUCACCUGGUUCCGAGGCAAGCAAGAACUCAUUAUCAGUAUCAAGUACAAGAUGCUCUACGAUGACCACAAGUACACCCUCAUCGUUCAAGAUUCUGAGUUCGAUGAUAUCGACGAGUACACGUGCAAGGCGGUCAACUCUUACGGACAUGCUACCUCAUCUGCCAGCCUAGAUGUGCAAUUGCUCGAUGCGAAAGAGCUAGACUCAAGAGGAGAACGCAGAGGUCUUGACAUGAAGAGAAAGAAGAUUCCUCUGGGUGAACGAGCUAAGAAGCUAAGAAAAGCCCAGGCCGAGGCACCCAGCAGUGACAAGGCUCCACAGCUGAUCAGACCACUUGAAGACCAGGAAUGCGGCUUUAGCUUCAUCAUGCCUCUCUCUUUCCAAGUUGCCGAGAUCCCAGGUAUGCCUGAACCCAAGGUGAAAUGGUAUCACGAGGACAGGCCACUGAAGCCCGGUGCUCACUACCACUUCUACGAGGAAGAUGGAGUCCACACACUGGAGAUUGACGGUACUACUGAGAAGGAUAAGGGCCAGUACACUGCAGAGAUUUCCAACCAGUACGGAAGUAUCGCAACCAAGUGCAGACUGGACGUCAAUGAACUAUUCUUGACCAAGUUCAAGGACUACCGCAAACCUCACUUCGACCUCCACCUGAGGGAUAUCUUCAUUGUGGAAGGCAGUGCUGCUAGACUCGACUGUAAGGUGACUGGAGUACCUGAACCCAACAUCAGAUGGUUCAAGGACCACAAGGAGAUCUUUGAUGGCCAGCACUACUCGAUCGAGUUUGGAGAAGACGAUGAAACCUGUAGCCUCAUCAUCCAAGAGGCUUUCCUCCAAGAUGCGGGAACCUACACCUGUCUGGCCUCCAACCUCCUUGGAAGAAUCUCCUGCGAUUCCUACGUCAGGGUUGAACGCCUUGGGGUGGAUAGCGAGGGAGGAUCCGCACGUUCAAUUUUGCAUGUGAAGCAGUUAUAUAAAAGAAAGUUUUACAGGGAGUCUAGCGAGGACGAGCGUGUGGUAUCCCGAUCUAAGAUCGAACCGGUCCGAAGCGGCAGCCGCGUGCAACUACCGUUCUUCAGUCUGCCGCUACGCCGAAAGACCGUGUACGACGGCGAACCGGCGCGUAUCAGCUGCAACGUGCAAGGAACACCGAAGCCGAAGAUUUCUUGGAGCAAGAACGGUGUACCGAUCUACGAUGGAACGUUCUACAAUAUCACCUACCGAUGGGGCGUGGCCAUGGUCGAGAUCCGUCACGCAAGCAAGAGCGACACCGGUACAUUCAGGUGCACUGCCAAAAACGCGGAGGGUGAAGCGACCUCAGCUUGCGAGCUGGUCGUUGAACAAAGAGUACCACGUAGUGAAACAGAGGACUACAUCCGUCCGUCUUUCGCCAAGCCGCUGCGACGUAUCCGUGCCAAGGAAGGCAGGAAGGUCCGGCUUGAGAUCCAAGUCAUGGGAUGGCCGGAACCAAAGGUCACCUGGUUGAAGGACAACGUCGAUGUCGUGCACUCCGAUCACAUGUACGUCGAGAAGUUCCCUAACGGACUUCAAUCCCUGGUCAUCUACCGUGUCGUACCAACAGACGCAGGCCGCUACCAAGCGAUCGCUUCGUCACCAGCUGGCAAAGCAACGUGCUCUGCCGAUGUCGACGUGAUUCCAGGGGAAGCAUUACCAGAUCGCGGUGGAGAUGUUGGGCGUGGGCGUCAUAAGACUCGCAAGGCACCACGAUCACCUCGCAGUUACCUCGAUGUUGCCACCGAGAGUACCCGCCCUCAUCAAAAGCGUUCUAAGCAUCUACGCGACCCAUCAAGCCUUUCACCAACAUACAACUACGAAUCGAAGCGCACACAACGCAAGGAUUAUUACACACCAAGAACCGACGUUCUUGCGCCGUCACGCAGCCGCUCUUUCAGUCCGACGUCACCAACGGGAUUAUCGCCGUCAUCGCGCUAUUCUCCAUCCCGCCCGCAUACGCCAUCGACCUACCGCCCGUCUUCACCAAUGGGAACGUAUAGGCCUUCUUCCCCGACGUAUCGUUCACCGUCACCGGCUUACCGCCCCGCAUCGCCGACAUACAGGCCGUCAUCACCAUACCACAGCUACGCAACAUCAAAACGUCUAAGUAGCCGACAAGGUGUAGAAGACUCGGGCGUAGACUAUUAUCAGGCAAGGUCUGACAGACCUUCGCAAUAUGCUGAAAUGAAGGAAUCUCGUAGAACGACGCGAGACUCUGGACCCGGGUUUUUGGAUGUAACGCGCACAUCGGCGACAUUCACGCGAUCUGGUGGCAGACCCCUGCCAAAGUUGACCUCUUACACCGCGUGGUAUGAUAACAUGCGAGGCAACCGCGAUCGACCAUCGACGCCAACAACGACUGACCGCACACGAUACACUGAGCCAUACCGCCCAGCAUACACUGAGCCGUACCGCCCAGUGGUGCGAGAUCGACCUGUGGCGGGGCCCACGAGGAUACCGCGUCGCGUCUACCGCAGCGAAGAGGAGGACUAUUACUCAGCACGCCAGGUUACAAGUCCCUACAAACUGGAUGACAGGUACAGCCGAGAGUAUGGCGGUUACGAGGUAAGCGAUGAUGAGUUUACUAUGCGAACAUACGCACCCAGCGCUUCGGGAGUCGCAGCCGACGACGAGGAACCAGAGUAUGCGGCACCAGAAGAACCAGAACAGGCCGGACCUCCGUCCUUUGACAAGAAGUUCCAGGACAUGUCUAUCCGUGAUGGAGAAAGGGUAGUCCUGGAGGUAGUGAUUACCGGCUCUCGUCCAAUGGACGUCGGCUGGCUCCGCAAUGGACAGGACAUCGUUGACUGCAAGGAGUUCCGCUACGUGAGCCGUGGCAACAUCUACCAGCUGGAGAUUGCAGAAAUCUUCCCCGAGGACAGCGGCAAGUACACUUGCGAAGCCCUGAACGACCACGGAGAAUCCGAGUGCAGCGCCAUGAUUACCGUCAAUGAAGAGCCAAGCGUAAGCAUCAGUAUCUCACAGAGCAUGGAUGUUGAUGUUAGUCUGAGUACAGACAUGCCAUGCACAGCCACCAUGGACGAGGAUCACAUCCCACCAGAGUUCUUUGAAGAACCUCAGUCACAGAUGGUAGAAGAAGGCACCACUGCAGUCUUCACGUGUGAUGUAGAUGGUGACCCAGUACCCUCUCUGACGUGGUCAAAGGAUGGUCGUCCGUUCACAGACGGUGGUCGUUUCUCGAUCCGAAGUGACAAGUUCACGCACACCUUAGAGAUCCAGAAUGCGCGCUCAACCGACGCUGGUGUAUACGCCUGCACGGCCAGGAACAGCGAAGGCGAGGUCGUUUGUGAGUUCACACUCGAUAUCCUGCCAACCGGUGCUGAUGAUAAGGGAAUCACCGCCUCUGAUGUCAGUAGUGCUGCAGCACGUGACUCUGCAGAGUCUGCCAAGUCAUCCUCUGCACCUUCCGCCGAACCAUCGGCAUCAACAGCACCCCAGGGCUCUGCUGGCAAGGGACCUAAAGACGGCGAAUCAACAACAGGAGUUUCUGGAUCCGACACAGAUUCACAAGAAGGAGGUCCACCUAAGUUCCUUAGGGGUCUUCAAGAAGAGUAUGCCUGGGAGGAGGACGAGGUCGUACUUGAAUGUCAUGUCCAAGGUGUUCCCAUGCCAACCGUCAAGUGGUUUGUCCACAACAAGGAAAUCGAGUCGGACAAGUUCGUGGUCAUCACAAUGGACAACGACGGCGUUAGCCGCCUCACCAUCUCUGAAGCUUUCGCGGAGGACUCGGGCGUGUACCGCUGCGAAGCGACCAACUCUUCAGGAACGGCUUCAACGUCCGGAGAACUCAUGGUUGCAGGUAAAGUGGUCGUUCCCAAGGCACCUGGCGGUAAGCCAAAGGUGGAACAAGCCUCCAAGACCUCCUUCAAGAUCACAUGGGCAGCACCAGCAGAGGAUGGGGGAAGUCCCAUUUUCAACUACAAGGUUGACGGCCGAAAAGCCAAAGAAACAGGGUGGACCGAAGUCGCAAACGUCACUCAAACAUCCUUUGAAGUUACGGGCAUAGUCCCCGGUGUUGAGUACGUUUACCGUGUCUCGGCCGAAAACGAAGCCGGCUGGUCCCCGUCAACUGCAAUCUCAGAUCGCGCAGUUAUUACAGAGUCAGAGUCCCCGCCAAAAACGUCAUCUAGCACCGACAAACCGCCAGUUGUAAAGGACAGUCCACCCAACAAAGAUCAAGCAGGAAAAGGCCCCGGCCCUAAGCCAUCAGCAGCCCCACCCCCUCCCCCUAAGCGAGGAGGUGGAGCUUUAGCUAACCGGAUGGCCAAAUUCUCAAAGUAGAAGAUAGUUUUUGUAGUUUUAGUGUAGCCUCUUUCUUCACACCACUAAAAUUCAUCCAAAAAUUAUUCAUAAAAAUUCUAAAACCCUCCGAAAAAUUACAAAAUAAAAAUAUAUGAUAAUUCUGUAUUUCUUCCUCCUAGCAUUGCAUGAUUUUAGAUAAACUGUGAUUUCUUUCAUUUCUUUAUGAUUAUUUGAUAUGUACAUAAUAAAUCUCUAUUUUGGAAUGUUUUCUUCAGAAAUAUGUCUGAGAAUUCUCCUGCUUGACUUUGGUAAUGACUGCGCCGGCUAAAGACAAUACAGUAAUGCAUAUGAUUGGAUAUGCCUCAAAGUGAUUUAUGUUUUAUAAGAAGUGAAUAUGGAAACAAUACCAUAUAAAGCUGAUGAAUUAUCUGUCAUUCUUAUAAACAAUGCGUACGUAUUAUGUUAGUUAAUUUUGCUUUACCAUCAAGCAAACAAAACGACCAACAUUUUCGUACAAGGAGAACUGUAACAUUUUUUGUAUAAAACAAGCGUAACUAAGUUAAACUUUUCAAAGCAACUUGAAAUCACACAAUUAAUGUAAACAAGAUUAUUAUGUAAUGUAAUAUUUAUCAUGGAAUCAUGCCAUUUACCUGCGGGUGAUGAUGAUUUGUUACCGACAUAGAUGUAAAUAAUUCCGCUAAAUUUUGUUUUCUUUCCGACGGUCGGUGUCAGAUGAGUUUUUUAUAAAGCUCUUUUUUUCUCGUUUUUUCGACUGGAAUAAAAUCUGUUGAUAGUGUAUAAUACACGCUGGAGGACCCAGACUAUGAAAUGAAAAUUUAAUUUGAUUUGAUUUUCAAUAACAUGUAUAAAGAGAGUUGAUUGAUUUGAUCAUCAAUGUGCCUUAAUGAACCGUAAAUCUGUAAUAUGUCUUGAUGACAUAAAUCAUAUGAGAGCUAUAUGAUAAUACAGGUCAUGUGACUUUACAUAUAAUAGUCUUCCAUUUUGUAAGAAGCAGUUUCAAAAGGAGACAAUGUGCCUUUUUGGUGCUAUAUUCAAAAGGAGACAAUGUACCUUUUGUGGUGCUAUAUUUCAUAGAAAUUUGUUUCUGAAUAUACCACCUAUUUUUAUGAAUCUGACUAUGCAACUUUUGUAUGCUGAUAAGUGACAGAAUCAUGAACUAUUUGAAAUAAAUAGUGAAGACUAAUGUAAAAUCAAAAGUGAUUUGCAAAUGUUGAGAAUGUAUCAAACUUUGAGGAGACUAAUCAAGUAGUCAUUGAUAUGAAAUGACAAUGACUUUUUAUAUAAGCAAUAUGCAAAUGAGUGCAAGGAGAAUAAAUUGCAGAUAUGUUAUCAACAUUUCAAUGAAUAUUUAUGAGAACAAUGAACAGGAGUUUUGUGACUGUGGUGGACACAUAAAUUCCGUUUGCAGUGUGGUGGAAAUUAUACAUGAAUUAUUCAUUGAAAUUUUGAUAAAACGUAUUUAUAGGGCAUCUGUUUUGAUAUUGUUUUUCAGAAUCAAAUAAUUGUGGUGGUUAUUUGAUUGAAAAACAUAUAAAAUAAUGACCUUGCAUUCAUUUGGAAUAUAUGCAUUAUAUUCUACAUGAUCAGUGGCAACGAAAAAGAAAUUAAGCGAUAAGUUAAGUGAAAGUAAUAGUUUUUAUUUAUAGAAAAGAAGAAAUUUUGGAACUGCUUGUAGUGCUUCUUGUAGAAAUAUUAAGUUGCUUAAGAUUUUUUUUUUGCGCAUUGUGUUUGGGCAGCCAAACGUACCUUUAAUGUUUUUUAUUUGUAGUUUUGUUUACUUUGUAGUUCUUCACUUUUGUAAAAAUCUUUUUGUAGAUGCGUUUUUGUCAAGUAUAAACCUUUCACAUGUAAUUUAAUGCAUUUAGUUUCUUCUUUUCCCUCCUGCGAACUCUAAAACAGCAGUUCUAGCUUUGCUUUACCUCCAAUAUGUAGUACUCGUGCAGUGGCGUUAACUAGAAAUAUACCGUGGAUUUAAACAGAUUGUUUUUACACUUUAUCUCUCUCUCCUAUGCUGUAUGUAUAGUUUGUAAUAUCAAUGUAGAAAGAAAAAGUAGGAGGGAUAAAUCCUUCAAAAUCUAUUUCUUUUUUGUUCUGUAAUUACUCGAUUUAAAAGUUUUUGUUAUUUAUUUAUUGUAUGUAUUGAUUGUAUAUCAAGUGCCAAAAGCGUUUAUCAACAAGUUCUAAAAUAGAAUACUAAUAAUAUAUUAAUUUCAGGCAUUAUAUUGCACAUUAUUGGCAAAAUAUUUUAUCAUCACAAUGCGAAACGAAGGAGAAAAAAUGCAACUCAUUUAACCAUGCAAUAAAGAAUGUUUGGGGCAAAAUCUAAAUGUUUUUAUAUCUAUCUGCUCAACGCUUUGCGUGUUCCCAAUUUUCAAGAAGAAAUUUAGAAUCCUUAAUUACCGUUGAAUAAAUGUGCAAUUGUAUCUCUAGAA